Messenger RNA from Xyrichtys novacula (pearly razorfish), 66652 nucleotides. Lineage: Eukaryota; Metazoa; Chordata; Actinopteri; Labriformes; Labridae. The record is from the annotation of a GenBank genome assembly.
GGCUGUAGAGUGGCGUUUUGAGGUUUGUUUAUGGCUCCUCAGACCGCUGUGUAUUGCUAUCUGCGGUUGUUACUUAAGUUGGUAUAACUAGAGAAGCAAGUGGUCGUCCACAUUCAUCUCUCGAGGGGGUGUCUAACUCGGUGUUACAGUGUGUUUGACCCUAAAUUUAUUUUAUGCCGGAAUAUCCCUUUAAUUCAAUCCUAUAUGAUACUAUAUGAAACAUUUCUAUUCAUUAUUAUGAUGUGACACAAAAUUCUACAUUGCAUCACAAACCAUGUCGUACACUUCAAAAUGAUACAUUAUAAAUUGAUCCGCUACGAUGUGUUACUCUAAAGUCGUACAAUGCUAUGACAUGAACAUAGUCAUGAGGUAUGUUAUGGUCUCAUACAUUACAAUGUAAUACGUUACAAUGUGAUGUCACAGAGUAAUGACGAGUGACAUGAUACAUAAAAUGAUAAAGUGUAAUAUGUAAAAAUGUAAUAUUUAACACUGAUAUAUGGCAAUGUGACAAGUUGUGGGAUCUGUUACAUGUUACAACCUGAUUUGGUACAACGUGUUGAUCGUGAUAUGUUACAUUUAGACAUAUCACCACUGAAACAAAAGUGUUCAGCUACACAGACUGACUUGUAGUUAAUAUGUUUCUGUAAUAAUUCACUUUUCAAAACACAGGCUCAUCUCUGGCUGUCUUCACUUGUUACUGCUCCCCAGGGUUUGAUUCUUGACACAUAGUUUUUAAUUUGUGUUCUUCCUUAAGGGCAUGUAAUUUGUGAGCAUAAAAUUGUUUCUAAUUGCUAUGCAGAUGACACAACUCUGUGUCAAACUGAAACCCAGUGAUGCCGGAAACCUCAGCCACACUAAAGCCUGGUGUUUCUCAGAGAUUAAUCUUAGAUGUUUCCAAAUAACCUCCAGCUCAGAGACAUAAAAUCAAAGGUUCCUGGUUUGUCACUUUUAACCCUUGUGUGAACACCCCAGUCCAUAACAAUAGCAAUGAGAUAAAACUCUCAAACUACACGUCAAAAGUUAGAAGUGCAGUUACUUUUGUUAUGGACUAUUUCAACCCCCUGGACUACUUACUAUCAAAGGCAUUUCAACUCACUGAGGAUUAUAUCUACCUUAUAGAUGGAUCAUAUUAUCCAUAUUUCUUGUUGCCUGUCAGUUUUGGAGCUUCUUUUGGAGGGACUGCACUUUAGCUGUCAGAGUUUCAUGGUAAAGAGAUUAAGUAAGUGCCUUCUUUAGGCGUCUGGGAAAGUGCACAUAUAAUACAGGUCAGUUCUUUCCCAUCUAUGUUUUUUUCUAUUUUAUCCUGUAUGACCACUUUGAGCUUCUUUCUCUUCGUUUCCCAUUUAUUUUUUUGCUUUUUACUUCAGUGAUGCCGUGUCUUAUCCUCUCCAGUUGCAACAUUUUAUUGAAAAACUGUCGGACACUUCUAUACUUGUAGAGUUGAAAAAAGACACUAAUUGCAAUUUUACCAUUUUAUGCCACAAGGAACGAAUAGCUCAUUAAUCAUCUGUAAGGUCAUUGUUCCCCUUUUUUCUAUUAUUUAUCUUAAACUUUGCGAACUAGUUACUGAUUACAUUUUCUGAGCAAACAUUAGAGUACUCUUAAUCUUCUUAGUUAACUCUUUGCCAUACAGUAAAGCAUGAAUAAGGUUUGUGUCGCAGAAAGUGGCCCCACUCACCUCAUGUUGACUGACCUGGCCUGUGUGCUUUGCUUUACUGGCUUAACUCGACUGUUUGGGGUGAAAAACAGUUUGCUCAUACCUGGACCACUGGCACAUAACAGAGGGGGCCAAAAUAAAGGAUGAUUUACCAAACCUGCCAAGAACUAACAACUGUUGUCCUGUGAAAAUCCUUGGCCCCAAUAUGAGGUGCUGUCCAUGGUGCUGAAUCCUUGGGUCGCAGUUAUACACAUGUUUGGGCUGCCACUGGGGUAAAUUUUCAACAUAGAUGAAUAGAGCAAAGCCUGAGAACUAGUUCAGACAGUCAACUUAAGCCACAUUGAUAUCUCACUCGACAUGCGUCACUCUCACAAGCACAUGACAAACACAUACCCCGAUUUGACACUCUGUUUCAGCUGAAAGAUUUCUGCUCUCAGCCUGUAGUCGACUCAGAUUUUCAGACCAACCACUCCUGCAUCCACCCGAAGGCUCCAACUGGGCAGAGUUUGAGAUAUUGUGUCAAUAACUCCACGAUUUCUCUUCAACUCUACUGCCAUAAUAUGUGAAAGUAAAGCUGUGAGGAGGGCAGAGGUCAGAGUCUUUCAACAGAGAUUCAUAACAUAAGGGAGAGUUGUCUGUCUGAAAUGUAGGGAAGCCAAUUGUUAAUUCAAAGAAAAAACAACAACAACUACUACUGAUACUUUACAAUGUCUUCUAAUUCUAAUUUAUGUUAUUGUAAGGAUGCCUAGCUCAGGUUUACACUUGAAAGAAUGGAAUGUCUGACUGGUCUGAGACUGCUCAAAUAUAUACAGUCGUCCACAUUUCUAAGCAUUCUGCUGGCAUUUAGUUGACCCUAAGAAGAGUCCAUGUAGGGUAAAAACAAAGGACAACAUAUUUUAAGGAGCCUUAGGUGAACAUAUGGAGAGACCAUAUAGAGGAAUACCAUAGCAUAACAAAUGUGUACAAGGUUUUUUGUUGAGGAUGGUUGUCUGUCUCCAGUAAUCUAACACCAACAUAUCCAUGGUAUCUGAGUGGCAUGGCUCCACCGCCCUAAAGGCUGAUGGGAUUGGCUAAAGAAAAUUCUCCUAACAGUUAUUCAAAAUGGGAAACCUUCUCGUAAGUGAUAAGGAAGACUAAUUACUGGUCUUGACCAGUUAAAUGUAAAUGAACUCCUUAGAGCUUUAACUUAGGCGACAACUUGGGUUAUAUUGUUUGUUAAGGUGUAGAAAGUAAAAAGUUUUGAUAUUAGAGUCCAGUGUUUUACUUUCUCUGUCUUUGUUCCAAACUGACUUUGUCACUAUGGGAGUUGACUACAGCAAUACGAGUCAAAAAGUAGUGGGGCGAUGCCAAUAACCGUUUUGAAUAUCCAAAGAUACGAUGUUCAUGUUGUGGUUUUUGUCCAGCUACUGCAAUAAAAUUCAAGUGUGUACAAUUAACAGAGAUACAGACCUUAAAAAAAAGCUGUAAUUUUAAAAGCUUGGCUUGGAAAAAGUAAGUAAUGUUGUUUCGUUCAACUACAACAACUGUUUCAUCACCACUCAUGACACUCUCAGAUGUUAAUGCAGAGUUUAUGAGCUGCAGAUGUUCUGCCGUGGAUUUGUUGACAAUCUCAAAGAACAAACGCUGCAGUGAAACGCCGUAUUGGUUCUCUACAAAUCCACAUCUUACAAGUCAUAUAUUUAACAUAAAUCCUGCUUGACAACACUCAAAAUUGUAGAUUUAAUUAUCUGCCAGUCAGCAAGCAAGCUUUUCCCUGCGAGCAUAAUGUUGUUCCUCACUGAAUCAAUCAGAGUUAAUCUGAGGAUGUGAUCGAGCUGCUGGCCGGAGAACAUAUGUUCUCUGCAGGCUGUCCAGCUGCUGAGAGAGAGAGACAGAAAGACAGAGAGAGAAAGAGAGAGAGAGAUACCAUCCUUUGAAACAUCUGUCCUCUAUUGUCUGUUUCCAUUCUUCAGAGGUAUCGCUGUAUCUACUACACACACCUCCAACAGAUAUAGACACUUCAGUCACACGUCUCUCAUCUCUAACACUCUAUUUCAACACCCGUCUGUAUUUAUAGCGUUGUGUUAAAAGGCCUGUCACCUGACCGAGAAAGAGGAAGAAAACAGCUUUUAUUAGGAGUGAUGCUAACCUGCAAAAAGACAGCUCUCUUUAAAACCAUCAAACGCUCGUCCCAGGAUGUGAGUGAAAGCAGAAUAGUUUGUUUCUUCUCUGCAAAAUAACUGUCACAAGUAAGCCACGCAGAGAUGAGAAAAAAAGUGUGAGGUAAUCAGAUAUUUUUCUCUCCCUAACACUCACUCAGCAUUACUCACUAUUUUCUCCUCUCAGCACACAAACACAUUUCCUCAAGUCAACAUAACCCGGAGAAACAUGUGCUCACUCUCUGCAGAAUGGAAGAAGUGAGAGUCAGGAUGGAGUACUUUUCUCUCAGACGGAUGAUUGCCUCCACUAUAAGCACCUGAAACAAAACAGAAGCCGUAAAGCACGGUCACAUUUGUAUGUGUGAGACACUUCCAGGGUUCACAGCCACAUUUGUUUUGUCUCUCGGGUUUUACAAGCUGCUGUGUUUAUCCUGUCUAUAAUCCAAGGUAACAAUGUGAUAUUUGUGGGCUGAAGUUUGCAGCCAGUGAUUAUUUUCUUAAUCGAUCCUCUUCAAAUUCGUGCUGCAAACAUAACAACACAGAAUGGACGUGAUUAUCGAGAACACAAAACCCCCCAAUAAACAUGCUCAUAGAUAAAUACUCAAAGGCUUAUGGUAAGCUUGCAGUGUAUAGGCCCAAAUAUCCUCUUUUAUAUCCAAAUAUUACAAGCAGACUGUUAGGAAUAAUAUUAAAUCAAAGAAUACCACCUAAUAGCUUUGCUUUCCUGCUCUUUUUGAUAUACUGACAGCAUCUCAAGGAGCAAUUUAGUUCCAAACUCAAUUUCCAACAACGCUUACCUCCUCUGCAUAUAACUGCAAAUCUUCCACAAACAUUUUAUUUUCUGUCUUUGUUGUUCAACUUACAAUAUUUUUGGGGAUCGUGACAUUUCAAUUUCAAAGGACAUCGAUGAAUGAAUCUACACUUGCAUAAAAAAAUAUAAUAAAGUUUGGAUUUUGUUUGUUACUUGGGUGUUUCAUUUAGAAGAGUGACUUAAAUUUAAGGAUAUUUCUUUUACAACCAUAAAAAACAACACAAAGAGUCCGUAAUUCGCAUAUUUGGAGUUGAUAUAAGGUAAUGGCUCCCAAAACUUCCACUUUUACAUUCCUACAUUUCCCAGAAGGCACUUCGACAGCAUACUUUCCAGACGUUUCUGAGUGAAGAAGAAGUUUUAAAAUUUUGCGACUCAAUUUGUUUGGAGAUAUUUGGAGCUAACCGUGUCAAGAAGAUGUUCCUACCUGCCGAGGAAACAAUAAUGUUCGUUCUGAAUCUUUUUUCCUGGAACAUUGUUAGAAACGGACUUCUUCGGGGUGAGUUCUUGCUAGCUAAGCGACGGGAAAUGUUUGGUGAGCAAAACUGAGAAUGAAACGGCUUUGUAGUAUUUGUUUCAACUCUGAGAUUUGCUUUAUCGUUUCAAAACGACUGUGUUUCUACUUUCCUACUAAAGAUAGUGCGUUACGUUCAACAAUUUUAACUACGUUCGAAGCAACGGUUUUAACGGUAGCAAUUUAAACUGCGUUCGAAGCAACGGUUUUAACUGUAGCAAUUUAAACUGCGUUCGUAGCAACGGUUGUAACGGUAGCCUCGGUAACUUCGCCAUCUUACGUAGCCGUUAACCCUUUAAACCGGACAUUUCUUUAUCAAGCUAAAUUAGCUGUUGUCAUUUCAAGCCGAAUAUCUCCCAAACUGAUCAGUUUUUAUCGCUCAUAAAUGAAACAUUUUUGGUGACAUGUUAGUGGUUAUUACUUAUAUUUAAUUUCCACUGAUUGUAAGAACAAACAGGUGAACAGGACUGCAUGAAUCAGCGACGCCCCAGGUAGAGUGUUUAUGUCUUGUAACUAGGGAUGGGCAAUAUGGGAAAAAAUUUAUUAUGAUAUAUUUUUUUCAUAUUAGCCGAUAUCGAUAUAUAUCACAAUAUGAAAAAUUAAAUUUAACAGUGCUUAUUGGUAGCAUGUCUUUUGCAUUACAAUAAGCUACUGCAUCUGUGAGGUCUUUGUGUCUCUUCGACGUUUUGUCGUAAGGCGAUGUGCUUGGGAAAGCGGACUGAGUGGUCGGCUGUUUUGGCUGCAUAGGCGUCAAUAGUUUUUUUUGUAGGACAGUAGGGGAAAGUCCCGCCUCCUUCGCCUCUGAUUGGCUAGAUAAGCUGGAAACGUCAUCACACACUGAAGCCAAACGUCAGCUCUUUACAUCGAACAGAACAUUACAGAACAUUAUCGCACUUCUGAAUCUCCUAACCCUAACCCUAACCCGACAGACAAUGAUGUUUCACAGCCAUUAGGAAUAACCAAUCAGAGCCCAACACUUCUAGCCAAUCAGAGGCGAAGGAGGGCGGGACCUUCUCCUACCAUCCUACAAAAAAAAAUAAAAAAUUCUGGCACAGGCGCCGUGGGCCUCUUGCUCAGCUCAGGGUUUGUAACCUUUUGCAUUGCAUUUUCUUCUUUGUUUGUUGGUGGGUAUUCACUUUUUGGUCAAUUAUCUCACCAUAUCUUCAAUUGGUUACACAGCUGGCGUAUUUCAUAGGGCGUUACAAGAGGCAGUUUUCUGCACGUACAGAGUGACAAAAAAUAUCUAUCUAUAAUUUCACAUUAAUGAAGAUGAGAUUAAUGUGUAAAAUUGGGGUAAAUCCCCUUUAAUGCACAAGCUUUGUAGGGUUUAUUGCAGUAUUUGCUUUAUCUUGUUGGUUAUUCUCCCUGUUUGUGUAUUUCCCUGUCAGUCAUCCAAGGUAAAUAUGAUGUUUGUCAGGUUAUUGACUUUGGACGAAUGUAUUCACACUGAUAAACGCGCGACAGUGCCUGGAGGGGCCUAAGUGGAAAAGCAAUAAUCAUAAUGGGAUUCAUAGUGGAACAGAGAGGGAAAAAGGCAGAGAUAAGGAGUUCAACAGAAGAGGUAUACAGUGAGGUGAUUUAAGGAAAAGUAGGCAGGAUAUAUGGUAGGAUGAAGGUGAGUUAUACCGAGAAAAUGGGAGUGAAAGAGGGCUGGGAUGGCGAGGAGGAGGAGGAGGAGGAGGAGGAGGGGUUGCUCUGAAGUGAGUGAGAGGGAGGAGAGGGAGAGGAGGGUAGGCAGGCUAAAUCCUCACACCAUUAUUAUCAGGACGCACAUGCAGCCCCUUCUGUGAUGGAGUGAGAGGAGAUAGAAAGAGAUAAAGAAAAGAUGGAGUUAAAGAGGAAAUGGAAAGCAGGAUUACUGGUGUGACAGAGCGGUGAGGGAGAGAGAGAGAGAGUGAGAGGGAGAGAAACUGGUGGGAGAAAAAAAAAGGGAAAAAUCAGUGCAACAGGAUGAGGACCUGCUAGUGCACAGCCUGCCCGACCCCGCAGACCUGCCAUCUGUCCCGCUGUGUUUCCAACGCUCUGACCAUCAACAAACAUCUGGAUCGGUUGCAUCCAUAUGGGAAAAAGAGGGCAUGGGGCGCGAGAACAAACCCAAAUUUUCUUCUUAACUCCUCUUUUUUCUUCACACAGGAGCUGAGAGCACAUUAUCAUCAUCAUCCUCAUCACCAGGGGAUCUUUUCCUGCGGAGUACCUUCAUCACUGAAAACUGGACAAAAAAGAGGGGGAAAACUUUUGCUCCCAACAUGCCAAAACCUGCGUGAGAUUUCCCAACUUCCCAUGGAUCUGUUGUGUCUUUCGCCCCCAAGCAGGAGGAGGGAAAAGGAGGCAGAGGAGGUGGAGGAGCGGGGGAGACAAGAGGAGACGGUGGGGAAGCGUCACAGCAGCCACCACUACCACCACCACCGCCGCCACCAGCGCUGCUGCUACUGCUGUUGAAGUGUUGCCGCCGUCUUCUGCUCCUCCGCUGAAGAGGCAUUUUAUCACUCUCCUCAUCCUCCUGCUUCCCUCGUUCUUUCACUCCUUUCCUCAUCCGAGCAGCAGGGAGCCAGAGGGAAACAGACAGAGAGCUAAGCACACACACACAAACACACACCGGCUGGAUGCUCAUCUUCUGUCACCCUCUUCGCUCCUUUUUUGAUGUCCUGUCUUCACCUUCUGGACCGCUUGUACAUUUUUGCACCUUGACAAACGCAUGAAAAGAGAAAAAAGAAAAAGUGAGGAGUUGAAAUUUUUUGGGGGGGAGAGAGAGAUCACAUACGCUCGCUGUCACGUCGUGAAGUCCUCCAGGGGAGUGUGCAGACAUCCAAAAGCUGCCAAACACACACAGAGUCGGAGAGAGAGAGAGUCACUGUUAACUCGCUCUUAUUCGCUCUCACACUGAGACUGGGUCUAAAUGCACACUCCUACAGGUGCUGCGAGGGGAGAGAGGCAAGUCAAAACCAGGUAAAAGGGAAAAAAAAGACAUUCGGAGGAAGAGAUGGAACAGCAGGAGUUCAAGCUGGAUGACGGCAGAAAGCACAGGUAAGUCUCCAGCACACACACACACUCCCUCACACUCCCUUUUUUUCGUCACUUAAUCUGUCAGGAAUUAUGUAAAAGUGAGCGCGACAGAUUUGGAGAAAUAGAGACAGAAUAGAAUCAAGAAUAAGGAGCUCAGGGGGACUGUGAGUGAAGACACGCAGUAUGAGAGCAGUCAUUCCUUCAGUUUUCAUAAGUGAAGAGUUUCCUCGAGAGAAAGAUCCCAUCUGCUGCUGCCGCCGCUGACACAAACAGAGCAGCCAGUUGUUUCUAAAACUGGAACCGCUGUAACAGGACGUAUUAGCAUUUCUCUGUUUGACUGUGUGCGUGUGUGUGUGUGUGUGUUCACCUGUGUGCAGCCUGACACAUUUGCUUAUGGUUUAUGGAUGUUGGGCUCGCACCGUUUCACUGUGGUAUCAGUUAUCUGCUAAUGCUCAUUGAUUUGUCCCAUAAAUUGAAUGUUAGCAGCUCUCAUUUUUCUCCAUCACUGACACAAGCUUUCUGCUCCACUUUACGCUGAUCAGGUUACAGCAUCGUGUACCGCAGAUUCUUUUAGAGGCACAAUUCAGUUACGUUUACCUGAGGGGGUUCUCAAUAUAGGGUUUGAGGUCCUUUAAGGGUCCCCUGGUAGAAGAAAAAGAGGUCUCAAGCUGGUUUCAUGAAGAAAAUACCCUGUAAAUUCAAACUGUUGUUCCAGCUUCUUUUUAAAAUCCUUGUUAAGACGUCAAACUGCUGCUGUGAACAUAUAUCAGGCACCUCUCACAACAACUCACUUUGGCUUCACAGCUCUUCUAAUCAUGUGGUUGGUGGCCUGAAGAUGAAGCAAAGUGGCCUCAAGUUAAUGGAGGAACUAACUAGAAAAGGCACAUUCAUCUUCGACCACAUUUUUUUGUCUGACUUUUGUGAAAUUCAUGUAUUUUUGACAGCUUGAGAAAAUUCAAAAUCAGCUGCGGUUUACAGUCCAGUGGUGCUCAACGUGGGGUUUGCGGUCCCCAGAGUAGUCUAGAGGUAAAAGGAAAAGGUCUCAGGCUUGAAGGGUCUCAAGAGGUCCAGGGGCGGUACGAAUGGAAAAAAAAAAGCCUAAAAGACGCUGAUCUUGAAAGACGCUCUCUUCCUCCCUCCCUCCCUCCAUCCCUUUCUUUCUUUCUUUCUUUCUUUCCUUUCUUGUCUGUCGUCUUUUCUUUCUUUCUUUCUUUCUUUCUUUCUUUCCUUUCUUGUCUGUCUUUCUUUCUUUUUUUCUUUCUUCCUUCCUUCCUUCUUUCCUUCCAUCCUUUUCAUUUGAUGUUUUUAUUGCUGUUACUUCUUUCUGUUUUUCUUUCUGUUUCGUUGCUUUUUUAUUUUUCCUUUUUGACUUUUUUCCUUCUUUUUUAUUACUUUUGUUUUUCUACUUUUCUUUAUAUUACAGGGACUAUUUUCUUUCUUUUUGCUGUUUUUUUUCUCUCUUUUCUUUGUAUUUCUGUUAUUCAUUUGACCCACCAUCUCCUCAUUUUCUUUACUUCUUUGGUUUUGUUGAUUACAUUUUAUUUUUAUUUUUUUGUAACUUUUAAAAAAACUUGUAAUGUUUAGACUUUAUAGAACUUGCAGACACACUACAACAUGGUUUUGUGUUAAAGCGUCAUAACCAAAUGGCUAAGACUAGAAUGAAUGAGGAAUAAUUGUGUGAAUAAAUGCAUGAGUUAACAGUAUCAUAUAUAGGGGUCACAUGUCUGUUUUAAACAGGUGUGGCGGCAGAUUGGGUGUCUCUGAGGUUUUGAUUGCUUUACGUUUGAUUGGCAGGAGGCCGAGCCGUUAUAGAAAUGCCCCCGUCUUGUCAACGUCACUCAUCUCUGCUGCUGCUGCGUUUCGGCCUCCAACGAUUUCCUGUACAGCUGUCAAAUCUUUAUAUGCGAGAGCAGGCGCCCACUGAGAGACUGGGUGGCAACUGUUGGCGGUUAAAACCCUAAUUAUGAUAAAUUUAUGAGGGAGACGUUAUGCGAUAUGUUUCAUAAUAAGCUGAGGGGGUUAAACAUGACAUGCUGAUUUAUUUAUAUUGAGAGUUCAAUUUGUAUGUUUAUUAGCAGCUUGCAUGGCCUUUUGAGAGCUGCAUGUGCAACACUCACAAGUCAAGUUGUCUUUAUUAUUCAUCCAAGAGGUAGAAAUGUAGAGGGAUGAAGACCAAGUGGAAGGACAGUCACGUGUUGAAAUCUUCGCUAAUUUUCUCCUGUCUGUUUUUUUGACCAGGACAAGGCAGUGUAGCUCUGUUUGACGUCUGUUGUGCAGUCUGGUUUUGUGACUGUUUCAGGUUUUCAUAACCUAACAAGUUGUUGGAUGAAAGACUUUUGAAAGCAGAGGUUCUAGCCUGAUAAUGAAGCUUAUUUUCAACCUGCAUGCUGUCCUCAAGUAGUCUUGACGUGGUGUUAAAUUUAGGUGAUAAAGCAUGAAGAGAACAAAUGAUGAUAUGGGCCUCUUCACCUAAGAGAUCAGGUUUUAUCCUGUGUUGAAACCAGUUGUUGACUUCUAUAACGCACACCCUAUAAUGUUUUGUUACCUUUAUUAAAUAUCUCAUGUACAGUUGUAAGUAGGUCAGUCAUUCUGCUUCUGCAGACUGAAACUAUGACCUUUUCCAAAUCACGAUAAAGUAGUUUUGUGCGUUCAAAACUGAAAAUCUUCAGUGAGCGUCAACAAGCUUGUUUUGUUAAGAUGUACCUUAAGAUUUUGUGCGUUGGGGCACAAAGGUGAGCUGCAUCUUGGAUGUUGGUGUGAGCAGUAUUCCAGAGAAAACGUAGAGGGGGUCUUUGUAUAUUACCCAGAAGAUGGCGCCUGAAUAAACAAGCAACAACUUAAACAUGCAAAACUUUGUAGAUGACAGAAAAGGUAUAGAAAGUGUAUCUUAUACACCUAAUUUUAGAGUUGAUUUGGAGAGUAAAGAGUCGGGGAGGAAUAAAUGACUGCUGCAACAUGGAUUAAAGCCUUGAAUGCUUAGCCAACAAACGCCCUGAACAUUGCACAGGAAAAAAAACAAUCGUCAGUAGUACUUAUUGUAACUGCUUUAUUCUAUGAGUUCAGUGGUCUUGUAUGAAUAACUUCCACACUGACACACACCAUUUUCCAAAUAUUUAAUGGCAUGUGUGCCAGUUGAGCAAGUCUUGUUGGACUGGGUUGGCCCAAUCUUGAACCCUCCAGUUCCUACAGUACAGAUGUGUUCCUGUAUUUUCAUUGUAUUAGCAACGGUUUACUUAGUGGCUGAAGGCUGUAGUUUAAGUCACACACCCGUCAUCUGUAUUGAUGUGAUCUGGUAACCAGUAAAAAAUUGAAUAAUUAAACUGUUACUGUAAUGAAUGACCCUACAGAGGCAUUUUUAUUUAUAUUUUUGUUCUACUUUCCCGUUAAAGGCAACUAGUAUAAAUUUCACUUAAUUUAAAAUUCACUUUUCAGAUCCAGAAAAAUAAUCCAGAGUGUCAUCAAUGCUAAUUAUGAUGUAUUUUUAUAGGUCAAGGCAAUAUUUCAUCUAUUCCCAGGGGAAAUUCAACAGCUGUCCAGCUAUGAAGUAAUUAAGAUUUGCUCACCCAUAAUCAGCGACAAAAUUAACAUCAUGCUUGCAUCAGUGUCUUGAUUGUGUUGCAGGAGAAAUGAUCUCUGUGAGAUAGGUCAUUCUGUGUUGGGAGUACCUUUACUAUUGAAGCAAAAUGUUUUACAUCUUAUUAAGACUGUUUUAUCGCUAACAAGGUCUGAAUACUGUCCCAAUCACAGACUAUCUCCCAGUCAUCAAAGCUUUGUGCGGAGAAAUCAAUUGUGCACUUAAAAGUCAUCAAAUCAAACGUUUCCACUAUCAGUUAGAAAUAGUUAAAUAUCAGUAUCCUGGAAUAAAAUAAUUGCAGCAGAAUAAAUUUUCAUACUGUAAUUUCUUGGACUGAAUAUCAAGUCUGCAUAAAUGAGGCUCUAGAGGAUCCUGAUGUUUCAUACAGCUGUCAGAGCGCUGUGCCUGCAGUAUGUUGAUGAGAGGAGGGCCGUCUACUACAUUAAUACUGGCCCACUAAUUCAGGCUCCCUAAUUAAUGCAAUCAAAUCAGUUUCAAAGGUGCAGCAAAAAAGAAGGAAAAAAAAACCAAGGUUGGAGGCAGACAUGUUGAUAAUACUCUGGUGAUGAUGCUCAUCCCAUCAACUAGAUCCUCUCUGCUCAUUUCCUCUCCACCCCCCGGGGACUCAGUGUAGCGACUCCAGCGUAUCUGAGUUAAGUAGCUAAAUGACUGAAUGUUCCCCUCUGUAAAUACACUGAGUUUCCCAGGAGGGUUGAGAACCUUAACCAGGGGACAGCUUUAAGCAUCAGCUGAACAUGUGGUCAAACAAGUUUUUGGUAUUGUUGUGCAGCAGUAAUAAAGUAAUGUUGGCCUUUACAGUACAGUUGUUGUAUUUGGUAAACAGUCAGAUUUUCUGAUGCUUUAGUUAACUUCUUAGUCAUUUUUGGUUGAUAGCAGAGCGCUGCAACUAGGGCUGGGUGAUAUGGGAAAAAGUUUAUCACGAAAUAUGUUUUAAUAUCAGUUGAUAUUGAUUUAUCACUAAUCGUAAGAGUUCUAUUUUUGCGGGAUGCCGGAUAAGAUCAGCGAAGAUUAACCCGUGCUGGAAAGGAAGUCGGGCACAGACACAAAAUAAAACAUCCGGCUUCUUUUCAAAAUAAAACACUGUGUUUCAGGCGGAUCGUAUUUCCCAUCAUACAAACAGGCAAACAGCAUUUCACCCCGAUAACACCAUAGAUGAGGAGAUGCUGAUUUUAUAAGUCUAGAAGUGGAUUUCCUCUUCUGGAAGGACACAAUCUCCUGAUCCUAUGGUUAGCCUAUGUGUCAAAAGACAACUCGUUAUCGCGUGAUUCUUGCUGUCCGUAAUCCGCCAUGAAAUUCACCUCACAAACGGACCUGGUAGGAAUUGAUGUACAGCGAAAAUCGACGCCGUUCCAGAUGUGGAGGGAAUCCCAGGUUAACCUAUAGUAGUAUCACUAAGAGCUGGCCCAAGCUUGAACCUGAACCAACCCUGUUUGCUUUAUUAGCCAAUCUGAUAUACAUACAUACAUUUCUCUCACACACAAAAUUACAUAGUAUGAGUUUGAAAUGGGCUUAAGACUCAGUAGUGUACAGUUUUGGACACAGCUCUUGUAGAAGUGCAAUAACAGUUGUUUUUUGUAUAUGACCAUAUAUGGACAGGUGGUAGAGCUGCACGGAAAACCACAGCUUUGCAAAAACUGACAUCAAAACUUUACAAUCUCAAGUGUCUGCCAAAAAAGAUUACAGGUAUGUCGCCUUCAGGGAGAAGAGGUUAUUCUACAGUGCUGGAAGCAGACUGUCAUCCAAAGCAAUAUAAAUUUUCUUCAAGCACAAAGAUGUAUUACACAGAGGAGUUGUAUGAAAGUUAAUCACCAGUGCACAGAACAAGCUUUUUAAAAACCCCAAACAGAUUCUCCUUAAUUGGCGGUAAAAUGUUUAUUUUUGCUGCUGAAGUUUGGCAUUGUAACCUAAGGGGGAUUGACUCACUUUUUGGAGCUGGCCUCAAGUGGCCAUUUAAGGAAAUGCUAUUUUUCUCCCAUAUAUUCUUUAAUUCGCUGCCCUCUUUUGUUGUAUUUUUUGUAAUUAGUUUGAUGUUGAAGUUCGUACAGUCUUGUGUAUGCUGGUCCUGAUGGCUUUGAAACCACGUCCACAAUUUACACUGACACUGAAACCAGAGCGCACUUCCGUUCUCACUUGAUCCCCACACGUUGAUAUAUUUUUUGGGAGAAUUAGCGCAGACACACAACAGGAUUUAAGGAUGAUAAGGCCAGAUGUUAUCCCGUUAAUCUCUGUGUGUCUGCAACAAUCAUCUGUUUUCAUUUAUUCAAAGAUAAGAAGACAGUCAGCUGAUUCUGCCGCCUGUUUGUGUGUGUGAUUGAAAUUCAGAUGCCUCACAUUGUUGCCUAACCCUCCUCUGUUCUCAUCUUUUCACUGUCAUAAUCACACUCUGUUAUGUUGCUGCUAAUCUGGAGCAGACGCACCCACCCUCUCCCUUCCACACACACAGACACAGACACACACUGCUAAUCUGAAGCCCCAUUAUCCUGCCUUUUUUCCAGAGAUUACACUGUUAAAUGAACACUUGACCUGCUCACCAGUCGGCAUUCGUCCACUCUGUCCUUGCUGUUAUCAUCUUUUGCAGUCAUCCCACGGUUUCCAAAAGUUCCCAUCUCCCUUUACCAUUUACUUUAUUUUAUAUUUUAUUCAUAUGCUAACUCUCUGAAUGCAAAUAUGCCCGAGUGUUUACACCAAUGACUGCAUUUAAAGAAGGACAGCACGUCUAACAUAAUGCACAUUUGGAGCCAGAGUCUGCACUUUGGAGUUUGUUGGACUUGCAGUAUUGAUGUCUCACCCCGUCUGAAAACAAAAACACACAUUCAACUUACUGAUAAAACAGUAAGGAUCCCUCAGGUCAGUACAAACCACAGGCUAAUAGCUUCUUCAGUUUGCUUGAGGCAGAAACUCCGGGUUAUGAAAAGUUCAGUGACACCGUGCUCUUCCAGCUAAUCGACUUCACACAGCCGGUAGGAGCCUCAUUCGUCAACAGAGCUGUCAAUCACGUCAUUGUGUCCCAUUUCCAAUGUCAGAAAGCUAAUAACAUCAUCACCAGCAGCAGGAUGAGAACAAAUCAUAAUGUCAAAGAAAACUUUCUUUGACAUGCCUUUUGAUUUGACCCAUGUCCCGGACUUAUAACUACAUCCCAGAAACCAUCAAGAUAAAUCAAGUUGUGUCUGUUGGCAUCAUAAUACUUACUCUUUAUCUAGCUGUCUGCAUCUGGAGCAGAUCAUAGAGCAGGUAACACACAAAAUAGUUGGGAACUUUUGAGUUUUUUUUUUUUGCUUUGGCUGCAUAUAAAGUUUGAUAACAGCGUUACCUGGGAUUUCCACCGCAUCAGAAAUGGCUCCGAUCCGGAACCGCAGCGAUUCUCGCCAUACGCCUAUUCCUACCGGGUCCGUUUGUGAGGCCAAUUUCGUGGCAGAUUACGGACAGCAGGAAUCGCAAGAACUCACAAGAACCCGCAGAUUCGCAUGCAAUUGCGAUAUCGACAUCCUCUCAUCCAUAGUGUCAUUGGGGUUGAAAUGCUGUCUGUAAACCUUUCACUUGUUCGUCCCUGCCUCUUUGCACGAUGUGAAAUACGGUCCGCCUGAAACACAGAGUGUUUUAUUUCGAAAAGAAGCCGGAUGUUUUAUUUUGUGUCUGUGCCCGACUUCCUUUCCAGUACGGGUUAAUCUGUGCUGAAUUUAUCCGGCAUGCUUUGGCGUCCGGAAAAGUAGAACUCUUGCCAUCAGCUGCGGAGUCCGGCGUUCCGCAGCGGAACAGAAAGAAGCCGGUGGAAAAACAUUUUAAAAAAAAGACUCAGUUGAUGUUUUUCUGAAGUCUGUCACUUGGAUGUCUCUCUGUGUGGGGGGUUUGUUCAUUUUUAAUCCCCACAUAUUAUGAGUGGGUGGUGGGUUAAAAGCUCCUCUGUGCCUCUAUCCAGAUAAAACGAUAGGUUUGAUAUAAAUAAUAUCAGUGUGUCAAAACAAGCAAUGCAAGGAUUUACAUAAGAAACAAAUGUAAGACAACCUGCUACAGUGUGUUGGAUCUGCAUAUAUUCUCUGGGGAUCUGCAUAAAUCAUGUCUCAGAUGUGGUUUUACUGUAGAUCUGAUCCUCAAUAAAGCCUUUUUUUUAAAUGGAUUUAAUGCUGAUAUUUAGCUGACCAGAUGUCUGAACUGUCUCUGUAUGCGGACGACACCACUCUUUACAUUUUUAAUACACCGUGUCCAUUAGGAUGGACCUUUUGAGCAGCAAACCGCUCAGGAAACACACACACAGAACGAAGAAGUAAUCCUCAGUUUAAGGCGUCUUAUGUCCAUCAUUCCAGCUUUACCUUUCAUUGACUGAAUUUUGAUCAGCAGCAUCUAAUAACAGGAAUAUAUUGCCUUUUUGGGUUUAUAUAUUUAUUGCACCGGGCACUUGAAGCCCAGGAGCUUAAAACCUCAUUAAGAUAAAUGAUUGAUAUACUGAGAGCAUGAAGAGUGAGAAGAGGUGGGACACAUUCAGCCCAGUGUUGCUUUGAAAGGAGCUUUGAAUCAAAGCUGGGAGGUGCUGUUAAUUACCAGGGCGUCUCAGAUGGCCACAGAUGAGACCGACACUCCAUAUAAAAGCUUCUAUCAAAGUGAAAGUGUAUGUGGAGAUCUUUAUUGGCUGUAAGAAAGCUCGUCUGGCUUUAUUAAAGGUUCAAAGGUAUUGAUUAAAUAAAAUGAUAUCUUCAAACCGUAAACACUUGAUCAAAGAUGCUCACUCUAGAUAGAAAUGUGAGGAUACUCACACCGUCUGUUGUUGGCGCACUAAGAAUCUGCUGGUGGUUAUGGCGAUGAACCAAGUUUGUUACGUGCUUAAAAACGAAGAUGUUUCUAAAUGUUUUUCUUUUUCCACGGUACAGAUUUAACUUUUCAAUUCAUCAUUGAAAGGGCAACUGGACUUGUUUGAGGGUCUUGAAGACAUUAUUACUCUGAAAUUGUCGAAUUAUUUGCUCAUGCAGUCACUCACAGUUACCUCGCAUAGACUUUUUUUUUUUGUUUAAACAUUUGAUUGAGCUUGUUUGCGAUAUUUGCGAUGAAAUGCGAGUUUUAAAUAAUUUUCAAACAAUCAAAACCUGUUUUAAUCAACAUUUUACACACAUUCCAGCUUUGUGGAAAAGUCACAGAGAUGUGAAUAGAGGAAAUCCUGUGUAGAUAGAUAUGGGGAUUCAAUUUGUUGCUGAUAUACAAACACAAAAAUUUCAGUUUGAUGGCUGUAAGAAAACGCGCCGAUUUUGGCUUUUACAGGCAGCUGGUCACCGCACCACUUUGCUGACAUAUUUUUCAUCUUGACUUUAAAGAGUUGGACACUUUAAUGUGAUUAAGGUCUCUGCAGCCAUCAUAUUUUAUUUAUUCUACUUAAGAGGAGCAAAAGGGGGAAACACAAGUGAAAGCAAAAGUGACAGCAAAUGUAGUAAAGCCAUGGAGGACUUAUUUGGCGAAGUAAACGUUGAUUAAUGUCAAAAGUUUUCUUUAAAACUGUUGUGGUAACUUAACCUCUGCAGAGAUGACAUGGGGAUUAUAUUUUCAGAAAAGUGUAUAACGUUUGAUUUUAGGCGAAGUCGAUCACCUGCUGCACUUGUUUACAACCCAGAGGCUGAUAAUGUCAGUUAGUCACGACUUUGCCGAGUCAGACCAAAAAUAAUCAAUAAACAUAUUUUUUCGUUUUAUUUCACUUUCGGUUCUGAUUAAGAAUUGAUCCUUUUGGGAGUGAAAUCAAGCCUCCACAUAAAAGAAAGACCCACUUUACAAGGUUUACAAUUGAGGUGAUGUUCACACUACGAUAUUAAUAACUGUGAUUCAAAAAUGUCAUUUAUAUAAAUCUCUAAUGGGAGAAAAUACAACUUUCCUUUUACUCUUUGUUCUUCUUUCUGCAGCUUCAAAGACUCAGUGAAACAAACAUGUUGAACCCACUGAUAGUGGCUGAACAACAUGGUUAUUGAGCUUUUGGCCCACUGAUGAAAGCCCUUACAAUGAGUGACGUGUUCUCCAUUGCUGAGCAGUGGUUGUUCCCUCUUAGAUGGGAGGGGAAGUGACUCUAACAGACUCGGUCUUUAGCCCAAUUGUGUGUGAAGUGGCUUGUUUAUUUCCUAGUCUCUGCCGGCUGUCUGAGCCUCUCCGGAGCAAAGAGGGUCACUAUGACCCGACAGUCUAAGAGGAGGUAGACAAUGACUCAAGUCACACAGAUGACAUUAUUUGAAUCCAUUGGUGGUUGAGUUAAAAUUUAGGAGGCAGGAUCAUGUCUGAAGAAUUGUUCUGAUACUUAAAAUCCAACAAAAAACGUCAGGACCACCAUCGACUUUUUGUGAUAGAUGCUGGAUGGUUCGUUAAUAUGCACAGUACCAUCAAAGAUUUAGUUUGCUUUAAGGCACUUUAAAUAUUGCCAAUGAAUGAGAGAUGUACUGAGUUUCUGCUGGGUCCUAAAAAGUCUUGAAAUGUCUAAAAUUCUCUUAAAGGCUCAUAAAAUGUCGUAAAUAUGAAUUUGAAAGUAGGGCUGGGUGAUGAACCGAAAAUUUACCGAUACCGAAAUUUACGACAAUAACUGACGCCAUUUUGGUGAGCAGCUUGUGGAGUAGUUAUCGUCCAUUUAUCAUUAUCGAGGUGAACUGCUCAAUAUAUCGAGAUAUUAAUUUGAGAUCAUAUUGCCCAGCCCUAUUUGAAAGAUCUUAAAAAUGUCUCAAUGUUAUUCACAAAUAAAGAUUGAUUUGAAGUUAGUAAAAAUGUUCAGAUUUCCCUUCAUCUCUUUUGUACUUUUUUUGCCAGUUUGAAUGUAAAAUGGAUCUUAAAUCAUAUUCAUUAUGGUCUUAAAGAGUCUUAAAUUUGACUUGUUGAAACCAGAAAUAUGACAAUAGUUAUUCAACAGGUCCUGAUAAUAUUCGCAAAUGUGAAAGUGUGAGUGUGAAAUACAAGUUUGACUCUUUCUGUGUUACUAUUGAUCACAGUAAAAAGGGUGGAGUCCUGGUGCAACAGUUUGGGUUACCCUCUUCUAUGUGUUUGUGCGUUUGUUGAUGUGUGUGUGUGUGUGCGGACUCAGAGAUGUGUAGAGAUGGAGAGGUGAUUACAGGCAUCACACUGGGGGGGAGGCUGGAUUACAGAGGAUUACAUGCGUGCACACUUGCACACGCUGACAAACACAAAUAGUUUUCUGCACCACACAAGAGGCUAAAAGCAGGGCUAAUACUCUCAAACAAAAGGGUCAGAGAUAAAAAUGACAAAGACAGUAUUAAAGGAUGAAUUAACAAACAGAUUAUGACCUAAUAUGUCAGAGAAACGUCAGAGAAAUUAAAAGCAGAUUGUGUCUUUCUGACUGUUCCUCUGUUUCUUCUUCUUCUUUCCAACCCUUGCCCCUUUUCUGUCCAUCUUUUCCAGGCAGUAGGUUGCCAACAUGGCCGUUCCCAGGGGGCAUCCUCCUCCCUCCCCCUGGCCUCCUCUUUUCCUCCUCCUCCUCUUCCUCCUCCUCCUCAUCUCCGCCCCGCUCCCUCUGCAGGCCCGGCCGCUCCUCCUCCACCCGUCCAUCAACGUGGCGGUGGUGUUCAGCGGCUCCAGCUACCAGAAUGAGGUCAGAGGGCGUCUCAGUGGGGAAAACUUCGUCGACCUGCCCAUAGUGGUCAGCCCGGUGACCGUGCUGGUCAAUGACACCAACCCUCGCGACCUGCUGACACACCUUUGUGAUACCAUGGCAACAGAGAAGCUGCAUGGUGUGGUGUUUGAGGACGAUGUGGGCUCGGGUGCGGGUGCUCAGGUAUAAAAAUGAUACUGAUGCCUCUUCAUAAUCUACGAAAGCAAAGAGAUCCAUUAUUUGAUUAUUUCCAUGUCAUGAUUUUUGAUGGUGUAACAGCUGCUGAGGAUUAGGGGUCAACACCAUGAACCAAAAAUUUCCUCACUGGGGCUUUAAAGGGAUAUCCCGUAAAAUUAAUUUAGGGACAAACACACCGUAACACUGAGUUAGACACCCCGUCGAGAGAUAAAUGUUGCUGACCGUUUGCUUCUCUAGUUAUACCAACUUUAGUAACAACUGCACGAUAGCAAUACAGAGAGCGACGCACUCAACCAAAACGCCACUCUAUAGCCACAAAUAAUGCUCAGAACAGCACCUAACUUCAUCAACAGGACAUAUAGGGUCACAGCCAUCAAACAUCUUUUUAACUUUGACUCAUUUCUUUAGCAAAGAGACUAAACACAACUCACCUACUCUCUUCCAGCAGCCGCUUGUUUGUACAGAGACCUCGGGCCAGUCCAUUAAAGACAACAGCGGGGUGACGCAGCUCAAGGAAGAACAUUUAUGAUCAUUACUUCAUGGAAAUACAAUCAGACCGAGACACUAAGGUAGAAGAACUACCGCAUCUGCUGUGCAAAAUGAUUAAUAUGGUGAUUAUUACUUCAAGGAAAUGACAAGGUAAUGAUCAUAAAUGUUCUUCCUUGAGCUGCGGCACCCCACUGUUGUCUUUAAUGGACUGGCCCGAGGUCUCGCUACAAACAAGCGGCUGCUGGAAGAGAGUUAAAUUAGACAAAGUUAAAAAUAUGUUGUGUUAUUAAUUAAUUUUAUGCCGGGAUAUCCCUUUAACUUUUCAGCCGAACCAAAACAGUCACAUAUUUUUUGUGCAAACACUUGAUCUGUGUGUUCUUUUUGGUCUUCAGGUGGCUGAAGUGGCACAGAUUCUGGACUUCCUCUCCACUCAGACAGCUCUGCCCAUCGUAGGCAUCAGUGGCGGCUCUGCGGUUGUCAUACCAUUCAAGGUACUGCCAAAAUAAUGAGCUCUGUCCCCUCACUGUCACUCUGGCUUGAACCAGGGCUGGACUGGUCCUCUUUUGCUGUGCUGUGGUCAUUUCACAACCAAUGAAUGUUGUUGUCUCAGAGUUGAUGGAGUCAUAUCCGUCACAUCGUUAAAGAAGUAAAAGGAUUCUCGUAAUAGGAUGAACCUCUAAUGUAAAUCCUGUCAGCAGAAACAGCUCCCCUUCUCACUCUUCCUGUCUUCGUCAGAACUCUUCCUCACCGGCGUCAUUCAGCUUAAAACAACUUAAGUAGGUCAGAGCGGUGAAACCUACUCCGGCGAGCAACUCUCUGCAUGCAAAUAUUUGGAAAUGAGCCAUACAGAUGAGUGAAUUAUCAGCCAUCGACCCUCAUCAGCUCCUCUAAUCCCAGGCUGGGAAGAGUCUGCGAUAUGGGGAAGAAAACUCUGCUACAAGCGAUCUGCAUCUCAAUCCAUCACCCCCGAGCACUUUAAGAGCAGCAGGUUUUUCCUGCGAUGAGUUAGCAUGUAUCUCAUUGAUGAAUAGAGAUGGAGAGCAGUGAGCUGUGCAGUUGGAUAGUAAAGAGAUUGAUGACAGCAGCACAAAGAUUCUUAAUCUACAUUUUUUCUCCACUUAGUUGCAGAACGGCUCCAUCCCUUCUUUUUUGUCGCUCUGUUUCUUCCUCCUGUCUGCCCCUCUUUUCUUUUAAUAGCUAUCUACCAUCAUCAACACCUCGUAUUUAUAGAACCAACUCUCACACGUAGAUACACACAUGCAAAUGAACACGCUCGCACAUUUCGGCGCACACAAGCCGAGCUAAGCGAGCGCAUUCCCACACGCACUCGACUCGGAAAAGCACCAAAGUGUGUUUGCGAGUCGUAGCUUUCACCCACGAGCCAUGUUUUCUAAACCAUAGCAUGUUGCAUUUAUCAUCUUUCCCGCUAAUCAAAAGGUAUCUGCAGAUGUCUCGUCACAGAUGAGUCUUAAACAGGAGGAGUUGUAGCUGCAGGAGGGUGAUUGAUUUGCUGUGUUUUGAUGGCAGAGCUGGAAAAGGCAGAGUGAGUUAGUGAGAGGCAGAGAGAGGAGGAAAGAUGCUUCGAUGAGGCUCGGCUGACAGCUGCCUGAAGGCGAUGUUUUACUGUUUCCCUUCCUUCCUUUAAAGCGAGGUAGUUAUUCUUGUUUUCACACUUCUUUCUUUUCAUUUCCAUUUCAAUUUUGUCUUUUUUUUUUUUUUGACUCUCCCUCAUCUUCUCAUCUCGGCUCGCUCCCGCCAUCACCUUUACUCUUUGACACAUUUAAAUCUAGUUUUUUAGGCUCUGCUGUGCUCCGGCUGAAUCCAUCAAGGUUAUGGCUUGAAGCGAGAGGCCCCGCGCUCCUCUCCGCUCUUUCUCCCUGAGCUCCAGGACCCCAUUAAACUGUUAAUUAGAUCCUUCAGGAGUCUGACACCCCCCCACAGCUUCUAUCUUUCAUCCCAAAAUCAAAACCUCUAACUCCUCUUUUCCUUCUUUAAUUUUGCUGCUUGUACCUUUUCAUAACCUUCCUCUUCCCCCCACCUGCUGCUUUUCUCCUCAAAUUAAUAAGGAGGUGUUCACAUUUACCCCAGAUGUACGUUUGAUACUCGGCUCAGUCACAGUUUCUACUUUUUGAAGCAGUCGGCUGUGAUUUGAGGAAGCUAUGGGUGUCUAGAUCACAGUGAGUGUUGACGGGGAAUUAAAUCUGAGUUGAAUUCUUUAUUUUCAGUCAGUCUUGGUUGAUUUAUAUCAUAUUUUAGUCUGCAUUUUUAGCGGUAUGUCGACUCUUGUUCUUUGAAGUCACAUUUUAGUCAGUGUUUUGAUUAGGAUUGUCUUGGUAAUGACGUUUUUAUAAACAAAGAUCUUUCUCCUUUCAGAAGUUUCAGUGGGUAGAAAAAAUCAACUUUGUUUUGUCAACUUUACUGAAAGUGUGUCUUUCACCUUUACCUCUUUAUUGUCAUAUAAAAAAAAUCAGAUACUGAAAAUGAGGGCUGAACAAUUCAUUAUUUGAAAAUCCUAGUUUCACUGUGGUCCUUUGCACUGGUUGCUGCAUGACUUUCAAUGGAGGAUAGACGAAGAAGACGUAGCAGGCCGCUAAUGAACUAGCUUCACUCCUAAAGAUCUUUAAACGUCAGUCUUUACAAAAUCGAUGUUUACAUGUUUUGAUUAAAAGUCCAGUUUCCAUCAGACUGAAGUGUUUGUUUGACUAUCUGAUUAUCUGAUACUCCAGACCCCAACUACAACUGUUACUCGCUUUAUUUGCACAUUUAUAGCCGUUUAUUCUAGUUUAAACAGUAAUUCCUGCCAAUUCAACCAGCGGGAUCAAGUGAUAGACAAAUGUUUUUUACAAUUUACUGGGUAAUCUGACCUCCUCACUCACUUGCCUCCAAGCGGGCUCCGCUUUAUUCCGGUUUCGGUAAUUGAAAGAAAAGGUGUCAUACAAUUCGGGACACCCACACACCCACGCGAUCAGUUUGUCCUCCAUGUUAGAUACCAGUGAACAACCGUCCAUUUUUCAUACGUCACCCGGCAACCUUCGUGCUGAUUGGUUAUUGCGACGCGAAUAUCAGCUCAAGUUGAGACGUUUUCAGCUCCUGCUCAAUUCGACUCAUUUGCGCUGCCAGAGUAGUACAAGUGUCUGACCGCGUCUUUGCAUUGACGUAACAUGUAAUUCCUACGAUUUUACUAAGUCAGUUAGAGCUCUGUCAUCUGUUCUUGUUUACAUACAGGUAGUAGAUCAUUGUGUCAUUUUAGCUUCAGCAUUUAGUUGUCCAAGGACUAAUUUAGCAGUGAAACAGCACUCUCAUUUAUGAGUUUAAGAAGCAUCGGAAAGUUUGAUUAUAGGUAGUUUUUAAAAACAUUAGAUGAGACAGAUACUCAGUAUAUCACUUAUUGAGAAUGUGUUUAUUUUACGACAGAACUCAGUUUGAAAUAACCAUCGAGAGCAGGUUCCUCUUGGGGUUAGUCUGAAACCUGUUGAGUGACCACCCCUCUCUAGUUUGUAAAUUUUCUGGCCUAAUCAAUGCUGGUACACUUCAACUGUUUUAAUCUCUGUACUCUGACAGCGAAAUGCAAAGAUUGGACGUUAUCUAUCACACUGAGCAGCGUUUGUUUGACAAGCCCAAAGCGUUGACUGACAGUUCUCCGUAUAACACAUAGAGUAAAGCACUCUCAUCAGAGGUCUGCCUGUCAGGGGCCUCACUCAGCCAUCCUCUCCUCACUCCCCCUCGGCCUCUUCCUCUCUCUUCAGCCCUCUUUGUUGUGAGUGGAGAGGGAAAAAAAAGCUUGUCAGAGGUGUCUGGCACAAUGGGACAGGUGGAGUGGAUGUAAAAAGACAUAUGUGUGAGUCUCUGUGGGGGAUAAAAGAGCUCAAUAGUGCUUGAUUAUCAAUAGCCUGAUGAUGAUGAUGAUGAUGAGAAUCUUUGAUGGCGGUUUGUAAAAAAGGAGCAGCACCCGCCCGGGCCGCCUAUUUCUGGUUCCUGUCUCAGUGAUCUCUCUAUGGCAAACACGAGGAAGGAGGGAACGAGACAAAGAUGAAAAGACCGAAGGGAGGAGAGGAAGUGUGUCUUUUGUCAGGCGGAACACACAUCAAGAGAAGGUGAAGAGGAGGAAAUGAGAGAGAGCGGAGAACGGCGGGGAAAAAGGCGUAAAGACUGUUCAAUAGGGCCUGCGAGGAGAACAGGAAAAAUAUUGCAACGUGUCUCUCAGAGGAGUUGGAAAUCAGAGGGUUCAGUGUGUUUUGUCUUAAUGUGUGUGUUUGUGUGUGUAUGUGUGUGUUCUUGGCUGGCUGGUUGUGAGUCACUGCAGUGUGCCGGGUGAUCAUUAGAGGGUGCUGCAUCCAGAUGUUGAAUCAUGGGAGUGGUGGAGCAGGAGGGAGGCUGAGGAGAGGGGGGAGAGGAGACGAGGGAGGAAGAGAAGGAAAAGCUAUCGUCAGAAAUAACAGAACAUUUAUUGAAAACAACAGAACUUCAAUUACUCUGCAUGAUCCUCUACGAUCUGAUAAAAUUCAUCUAACUCAUAACAUAUUAUUUUAAUAAGCAUAUGGACACCCAUUCAUUACAGCCAGUUGUGCCUGUUGCUCUCAGCUUCGGUUCAUUUGGGGAUUCCUUCGUUGUUGUUGUUGUUGUUAUUGUUGGUGUCGGUGUCGGGUGCAGGGGUUUGCUCUCAUUAUUCUAAUGGGGUAUUGAUGUCCAGCUAUAAGGUCUUGUUUGUAUUCUGUGUUCCAGUCCAUGUAAAACCAAAGGUCAGGGUUAAGAGAGUCUGCAUGCCUAAUCCACCCAUUAUCUAUACGGCUCAUCCAUUUCAGGGCUGUGGGGUCUGAACUGAAGCCAACCCCAGCUGUUAUUGAGGCGAGCCGGGGGCGUCCUGGAUUGGCUGACAUGUCAGUCAUGGAGCUGACAUGUAGAAGGACCAUCCACACUCACACCAGAGUCACCAAUUAACCUAACAAGCAUGUCUUCAGAUUACGGGAGGACACUGGAGGGAAUCUAUGAAUGCAUGUAGGAAGCAUAUAAACAAGGACUCCUUCUGUCAGGAAAAAAACGAAAACUGUUGAUCGAUUUUGGUGCAGCUCGCGGACGUAGUCUUUCAGCUGAUCUUACAUGUGCGGUUAGUGAUGACAGUGAAGGUAGUGGCAGAGGUGAUAGAGUGUAACAGUGAAGGCUGAGCUUUGUUGUUGUUGUUUCAGAGUCCCUGUUCAGAAAGAUCUUUAGUCAACUCGACAUUCAUAGCUCUGUGCAUGCUCAUUAAAGUCAGAGGUGAAGAGUUACACCAAAGUACGGCUGGAUAAUGUGGAAAAAUUCGUCCUAUUUCCUUUUUUUUUUUAAUGGCAGAAUUGUGAUCUUGAUUGUGUCGCAGUUUUUCAUGUUUAUGUUCAAGACUAUUUUGCUGUAAAUGGUGAGUUUAUCCACUCAGUAAUAGAUCCUACAUGACUUUCACUUCUUAGUAACUUCAGAUUGGCUUCAUUCACAUGGUAAUCGUAUCAUUUUAGCUUGAGCUCAAGCCUCUACAUUGUGUGGCUGUUACUUUGUACCUGAAUUUGGAACCUGCAUUCAAACUCUGGGGGCUCUCACUCCAGCUGCAAUGAGCCGUUUAAACACAUAAUAACACAGUGAACCACCGCCUGAAGUACCUGAAGGUUUUAAACUCGUUUUGAAUCAAAUUUAGAGGAAUUCAGACUUGAAUUUGUUAUAAAUGAUAAAUGUGAUUAUGUCAGUGUUGAGUAAAGUCUAAAACAUACAGGAUCCGUAUUGAGCGUGUUCCGUCAGCGUCGCGUAUCACACAGCAAAUAGGCUGCCAUUUUAAUCAAUGCUGCAUUUAAAACAGGAAGUGUCUCAGCUCCGUAUCAGAAGCGUAUUGAGGGCAGCUCUGCUAAAGAUUCGCGCCAAGUCUAUUUUAUCUACACAGAGAAGAUCGUCCCAGACAGGAUGUCAAGCACGAAAACCGCACGUUAUCCGGUAUUUCAAAAUAAAACAUCAUACACAAACUCCACUGUGUAUCAGUUUUUGUAGAUGAAAAAUACUUCCUGGUUCUGGAUUUAUCAGUAACGCAGAACAAUCCGGUGGUCAAUCCCUGAUCCAUGUGGACCCCAACAGGACUUUUAACUGCUAACUCUGAAGGUAACAGCAUGGCAUAAAGGAACAUAGUUUACUUUAUUAAACACGAGUAAACCUGCAAAAAACAAAACUUUAAAAUAAUGUUACUUUGUCACAUAUAGUAGAAGCUCAACAGUCACUGAAUUAUAUCAAAAUUAGCAGGAAAUCGACCACAGAAAGGCAAAACAACCUGUUGUGAGCAUGUUGUUUCCUCUCUACUGUCCUCAUACUCAGUGUGCACAGCUUAGAAAUGCAGAGGAUUUAUUAGAUGUUUUGGUUUUGCCGUUUGUUUUCCCUAAUGUUGGAGUUGCAGCUCUCAGUCUGUGCAUAAUGAAGAAACAUGUUUGAGUAUAAAACUGAAACAGAUGCCAACAAAGCUUGUAAAUACUUCAGUCUCUCAGGUUGUGGACGUAUUCUAGUCCUUCAAGAUUUAAUAUUAUGUUAUAACACUCACUUUUCCCUCUAAAAUGAUCUAAAUACAGUAGGCUAGUUUACUAAAUAAAACGGUUAGGUUUUGAUGCUGACAGACAAACUUUGAAAGGCCCGACAUUUACCCUGUAUGAUAUAAGUAUCCAUGAGAUAACCUUAGCUUUUUCUCUCCGUCUCUUUCAAAAGGGACUCUCACAACUCUCAGAGCCCGUUCUCAGGAAGUAAAAACCGAAAAUUGCACUCGCUGUGUAAAGGCUGCCAGGAAUUCAAUAAUAACUUGAGCUUUUUGUGCGAAUCUGUCGAGAGGAAAGCGACGAAAAUCCUUCAGACUGUCACCAGUAACUUCAUGGUGAUGAGAAAAUUCACCAACCCUCAAGCUUUCAGAAAACUAAAAAAAAAACAACAACUUCAAAAACACAAUGGACUGUCUUAAGAAAAUAGCAAGUCGCCAAGCUUUUAAUGUGUCUGAGUGUUAAAGGAUGACAGGAGGGAAAUGAAUCCAAUGUGAUGUUAAAAAGUAUGUAAUUACGUUUGUUAAAAACAUACUGUUGUAAAUAAAUGAGGAUUCAGUUACUUAGUCAUGAAGAAAACAAAUUAAUUACGGAUGACAAAUCUGUCAUUACGGAGCCGAAUUGAAUCCAUCCCUUUGAUGCACUAUAUAAUGAAUGUUUGAUCAUUCACAAGCCUGUUUUCUUUCAUUACAGCCGCAAACAUCAAAUUAAAGGUGAUGCUGGUGACAAUAAUGAUGAAGUUUGGUAUAAACAAAGCUGACAGAUUUACAUGUCUGCCAAAGUGUGCCUCACAAAUGUGCACCUGAUGGAUGUUUGAAGUAAAGGAACUGUCAAGCCUCAGUUUUCACGCAUUCAAUAUCAGUUAGUAUAAUUUUAGGCUGUCAGAGGAUUAUGUUUCUGCAGCCUUGUUUCAGACUUUGUGGAAUUUGAUAGCCAUGAUAGAAUUCCUCUAUUGUACCACAGAGAAAGUUUCACUUUUUGGGUUUUUCCUUUUUGGCCAGACUGACCUGGUUUCUCUGUUUGACCUUCAGUACUACUUGUGCCUCUUUUAUCCGCCUCCCCACAGCUGUUUCUCUUUCGGCUUCAUGGUCCAGAUUCUCCCUAAACGGGUCAUGAUCGCUGUGGGAGUGAAAGCACGUUUAUGGCCUCCUCUAGUCAUUACGGUUUAGCCAAAUAAUUGGGGCAGUCGGUCAGAUGAGGAAACACUAUGUCAAAGGUAGAUUAUGUCGGCUUGAGGCUGGAAAGAUAAUAAGAUUUCACACAUCUGCUAACACCAAGAGGAUAUGAAAGUUCAGAACACAGUUUAAACAGUUGUACAAAAGUUAUACGGACACAUUUUCAGUGACAUCGUCCAAUAGCUUCAUGAGAAAACUUUGGUUAAACUUGACGCCGAUCUCUAUAACGCAUUAUAAAUAUAUACACAAUGCGUUAUAAUCAUGUUAUAGCACUGUAUAACUAUAGUUAUAAACGCUCAUAAAUGAUCAUAACACUUCAUAGCAAUAAUCAUAACACAUUAUAAAGCAUUUUAUUGUGACUUAAAAGGUCAGGUAUUAAAAUGUGUUAUAACUGUUAACAACUCACUGACAAUCCCCACAUAGAUAAUGCAAUACAACUGUUGUUAACAGUUAUAACACAUUAUUAGACCUGACCUCGUAGUUCAUGAUGAAAUGCUUUACAGUGUAUUUCAAUUAUUGUUAUAGAGCAAUAUGAGUGUUUAUAACUAUAGUAAUACAGUGCUGUAAUCUGAUUAUAACACAUUAUACAUAUAUUUAUAAUGCAUUAUCUAUAUAUCGAUCUAUCUAUCUAUCUAUCUAUCUAUCUAUCUAUCUAUCUAUCUAUCUAUCUAUCUAUCUAUCGUUCUAUCGUUCUAUCUAUCUAUCUAUCUAGUGUUCUAUCAUUCUUUCUAUCGUUCUAUCUAUCGUUCUAUCUAUCUAUCGUUCUAUCUAUCUAUCGUUCUAUCUAUCGUUCUAUCGUUCUAUCUUUCUAUCGUUCUAUCUAUCUGUCAUUCUGUCUAUCUAUCGUUCUAUCUAUCUAUUGUUCUAUCGUUCUAUCUAUCGUUGUAGAGAUAGGCUUCAAGUAAAGUAUUACCAAAACUUAUAGAAGUGUACUAAAGUAUGUCUUAAGUAAGAUAAUAAACUAAAUGUGCAUUAAAUGUUAUACUAUAUAAACAUAUUUGGGGUUAUUACUGUUUAAUCACGAAGCACAAAGUAUUUUAUUGAGUACGCUGUUUGAAACCAACAACUGUUUACAUAUUUCAAAGUGGCUGAUGUAUUAAAAACCUAACUUUUUUGCCAAUGUAGACCCAGGCAAAUCCAAAAAGGGCCUCUCAAGCCUUGUUUUGAAUGAGUGUGAAUGGGGUCAAGUGGACGCUAGUGGAACCACACAUGCAGCGGCACCAUGCAUAGACAUGCUGGGUGGAGAUCGAAACAGAGUGAUUUCACAGAAACGUUGUAAAUUUGAUGUUUUACCGUCAAAUCCUUGGUAUCAGAUUCUUAUUAGCCUGAAUUAAAAUUAAUAAUUUCAAUAAUUUCCCUCUAUGGUAAAGUUUGAUUUACUGUGUUUGAUCUUUUUUCUGCUUUCUGUUUUCUUCAGUUUGGUGGAAGUCUUUUCCAUCUGUGUCUUAUUUCAUCAGUCACUGUGUCUGUGCUGUUUUCCUUUUCCUUUUUUCUUUGCUCAUGAUUGAUCAGCCGUCAGCAAUAAAUCAAGUGUUGAUGCUCCAAGCAAUCUAAAAGUAACAACAAAUCGAAAAGAUAAUUUCAUUUCUUACUGCAAACAUUUGUCCAUUUGUCUUUCCCGGGAAUACUGGCACUUUGUCACACACAAGCUACCAUUAAGUGUCUUCAUGAGACGCUUUGACCUUUGAACGAUCUCCAGUUGAAAUCUAUCCGAGGGAAUAUUCGGUGUCAGAGCCUCUGCUCUUACUGACAUCAUUUAAAAAUCUAUAACGUCCCCUGGGAUGGUGGUUUAUGGGUCAAAUAACGCAAACCUCAUUAUGAUUCAAUAAGUAACUUUAGACAACAGAUGUACAUUAUGAAUGUUAUGAUGCCAUCCAAUACAGGUGUAAGAGCUCUUUAAAACAAAGGACUAAAGCUUCAAUUUAUCGACUUUAAACACAGAGUUGUAAAACAUCACAUACUGCUUCUUUAUUCCGGAGCGAGCAUCUGCGUGUGCGACCUGCUUCCUGUUUGACCCCAACUUUUUUGUCUCUGACUCGUGGGGGGAGGAACAGCACGGUUCUCCCCCACCUGCGGGAGGAGAGUAUAGUGCGAGCAACCAGCGUGUCCGCUGUCUUCCUGUCACAUUACCAUACGCUCCUGCUGCAGGACUGCUAAUUACGUCUGUGUGUGACAGCCGCACUGCCGAGGUGGUGCGAACAAGACGGCCAGAAGGGGGGGAGGGGUUAACGCUGUCCUCCUGUGUGAGUGUAGGAAUUACACUACGAUGGAGGUAAAUGAUGAAUAAUAAUUACUUAAUUUGACCAAAAAAUUGAAUCUUUUAUUAUUUUUAAAAGAUUUUUAACAAUCAAACGCCCCAUAUUUGGCAGACUUAGUGAAAAAUGGCACAAUUUCUGCUGUUUGUCUCUCUGUAAAUUGUGAUAUCUCUAUUUAUUUUGGGCUCAGGACACUGUAGUACUCCAUAUUUUAUCCUGAGCCUAAAAAAAAAAUACAAGUAUCAAAUAUAGUGUAACAGUUUACCCAACCGGUGCUGCCAACACAGCCAUAUUUUAUUUAUUCAGCGUCAGUCUGACAGGCUUGUGUACAGCUAUUUUUGUUGCUAUUCUGGUGCACAGCCCAGUCAGUGGUCCAUCAGAGUUUGAGCCUGCGGAGGUGAGUCUCUCUCAAACGGGCUCAGACUGAGAUAAAACUGGUUAAAGCGAGUGAAGGAGAGACUGAGCUGUGAUACUCCUGCGGUACUCCUCGGGCUGAACGUCUCUCUGGGGCUUUGCAGAGACUCGGAGCAACAGGAAGGAGGGAUGACAGUUAGUCACCUCCGAGAUGAGAGGAUCUGAGACCUGGUCCCAAGUGGCUUUUGACAGUUUAACACUUUCUCCUCUCGCUCCUGCACAUUCAUCUAUCAUGCAUGACUUUUCCGUCUUCAUACGUGUGCGAGGCAGCGCCUUGAGAAUUGCCAGAUUUUCUUUCUCCGCUUAUUGGAGGAUGUUGAAUAAAAGAGAGCCCACAUUACCCUGAACUUUGAACAUUUUCACCAGCUGCACCUUCAUUAUCAAGUGGAACUAAAUUAAAGGUUUGCAGUUUUUCUUAUAGUGACCAUCCAGCCUUUUUACAUUAAUCAACUCAGCUCUAUUCUGUUUAAAUUAAACCAUAUUUGUGACUUUAUUUUGGGAGAUUUUUAUGUUGUCUUUAUUUUUAAGUUAGUUUUUGGUCCUUUAUGUUGGAGAGGAUGGAUCAGUAGAUGAAGGACAGGGUGGGACAUACUGGAAAGGCUGGACUACCCACUUCAGGGUGAUAAGCCUUUGGACACCUCAGACACCUUUGACCUCUUAAUCAUCCAUUUGUUUUUGAAUCCACCUGUUACUCUUCAGUAAGACUUGUUAGUUCUUCAUAAUGUAAAAUGAUAUCCCCGCCGGGGUCACUAACCAGUAGACCUGGGUGAUGUGGCAAAAAAACUGAUCGUGAUAUAUUUUGUCAUAUCGUUAAACUGCCUGUUUUAAAGCAUCUGUGCUAAAAACUAAAGAAACUAGAGAUUAGUUCAACAUUUUAUUAACAUACAAAGUUAAUAACAAAACAAAUUGAAUAAAAUACACAAAACAUUUUAACUCAACAGUACAACAAAUGUAGAUAAAUACUAAAUAAUACAGAGAAUUAGUUUACAGUCCUGAGUGUUUUUGCAGGUAUGCAAGACCCAAAAUAAACGAAUCGCCCCCUCAGAGAUAAUGAAGACGCCUUAAAUGUAAACAUUAGAUGAUGGUAACGUAGAUGAUAAGAUUGAUUGCUGCUUAGGUCUGGUGGCUGCACCGCUAGUUGUGGCUAAACUGCUACUCAUGCCGUCAGCAGUGACCACUUGUACAGACUCCGUCCACAUUUUCAUGCUUUCCGAAAUACUUCUUCAAAUGAUUGAACAGAUUUGUUGUGUGGCCGGUUUUUGAUGGCAUCGACCGCCAACAUACCUUGCACACUGGCUUCAUUGCUCGACGUCACUUUGGAGAUACCCGAAACAACGCCACACAACCGACGUUGAAUAACCUCUCAACAAAAACAUCUUCUGAGGAUGACUCAAAGUCACGGCUGACAUCUGAUUUGUUGCGCUCGGCUCCGCGUUUAGCUCCUUGUUCGGUCGUUCUGUUUACUUCUCCUGAAACUUACAGAAGUGAGCAAGAAAACCUCGACUCUGAUUGGCUGUUGUGACGCACAUUUCCGCUAUGUUUGAUCGAGUAAAUAUGCUCACAGCUGAUCACCGUGGUCGAACUGAAGUUUCUCACGAUCAUAUAAUCGCCCAGUCCUACUAACCAGUAAAAAAAGGCGUUUCUUCGCCUGUUUUUCUCCCCCAGUGCACCCACUGUAAAAUCUGGGUCUGUCUCACCCUCCAGGAGCCCCCUCCUCUCGGCCCCGUAGCCUACUUUCUGAAUGCUUUUUGAAGGACGCGGGUUCAGCAGGCCGUGAUAAGUUCCAUCUUAUCUGACAGCACAUGAGAACGCUCAGUAAUACAGUAUGCAAAUGUCCGCUAACACACACGCACAUACAUUGGACCUCCCAUUUCUGACAGAAAGAGAGCAGCAGGACUGAGUGAUUGCAGUUUGAAGACACUUGCACCAGAUUGAACUGAAUAUGAACAAUCAGAGCUGUGUCGUGAAAUCUACGUGACAGUAAAGGUGAAAACUCUCCUUAUGAUAUGAAGUCGAACUUUUUCUUCUCACUGUCCUCAUUAGGAUGUCUUUGUUUCCCGCCCUUCAUCAGAACAUGUUUUAAUGCAUUUGUGUAAAUAUGUCUGCUGUUGAAAUGCUCAUGUCAUAAAUUUUCACUUUUUUAAGAAAUUGCAGAUAAUUAUGAGGAUAUUAAAGACUCGAAUGAAGCCAAUUUAGUUGCUUUUGUCUAUGCAGAGCUCACUAAAACGUUGUCUUUUCCCUUCUUGACUUGUCACUUCUCAUCACCUUAAUUGGUGUCUGUUCCUCUGUGUUGCUUCAUGACUUUUAAGAGAGCUGUUUUAACAAGUGAAAGUCUGCUUAUUUAACGAAAGGACAAAUGAUUAAAGUGUGUUGUCCAAGCCGUGGCAAAAGUUUCAUCCAAAUUUAAAUGUUCUGCAGCGGUGAAAAUGUUAAAGGUGCUGCUAAAAUGAGGAGCGGCAGACUAGUUAAUUUGAAGACCUUUCGUCUGAUCGCUUCGACUGUGGUGGAAAAGUUGAACAAUGAAUCAAAGCCAGCCGAUUCAUCUCUGAUAUUUCACCCGACUGUUCUCUGAGAUGAAAUACUUUAUAACCCCAGUGCCCUGAAACCUCUCCAGAACACACAAUACAGUUUUGAAAAUACGUCUAAAAAAAGUCUUAUUAGGAAACGCUGCUCUGCGCUGAAAUGUCAGGGUGCUUGAAACUUCUGUGACAGCAAACAUCCACCCUGCUGAAGUGUCUCCAUGUACAACCAGCUCCGGUGAUGUUUUGACGUCAUCCACCUUUCACCCUGUGAAAGAUUUCCCCCUCUCUGAAUUCGACUCUCUCUCUCUCUUUCCAGGCUGAAGGGUCGUCCUUCUUGCAGAUGGGAGCGUCUCUGGAGCAGCAGGUUAUUUGCAUGUUCAAGGUGAAGAAAUAUCUCUCAAAUGUCAUCAUGAUGAAGUCUGUUUGCAUGUCUGAGGGAGAAGAACAUCAUGUACAGACAUCCCAGACAUCAGCGGGGUACCUGAUCUAAAGAUGUGUUCAGACUCACACUGAGACAUUCAGCUGGUCUUCCAGUCCUCAUGAGUUUAGACGAGUAUUACUUUCUGCAGUUUUGGGAGUCAAUGGAAUAACUUUGGUUUGAUCUCUAAUACUUACUGGCAUUAUUUUAUAUUAAUUUACCCUAAAAAGAAAGUACCUGUGUUUGUUUUAAGUCAUUUAAUCCUCCUCUUGUUAACGCCACAUUUGACACCUUCUAUCGCUUCUCCACCUGUUCCAGCUCAUGGAGGAGUACGACUGGGGUGAGUUUGCGGUGAUCACCAGCAUGCUGCCGGGCUACGACACCUUUGUGGAUAUCGUUGAAUCCUACACAGAUACCUCUUAUUUCCUGUGGAAUUUCCAGGACGUCAUGUCUCUGGAAAUGUCUGUCGGCGCAAAUGACGUGAGGACCAGGCGCAUGCUACAGCAGGUACGACACGACGGGAGGAUCCCGGACAUGGCCGGAGCGGAUUUCCCGAACCCGUUGAUUGCUAAUUUCACACCAGAACAUUAUCAAGUUGUGUUGUAGCAUUAAAAACUUUUCAAGUCAAAGUCUAAUUGUAAAAAAAGUUUGUUUUGAUGGUUUGGAAACAAAUCAAACCUGAUAUUUGAUUUAAAAGUGCAAAGACAGCACAUGAAAUGCUUGUUUAGAUGAGUAAACUACACACCCUGGAUACUGUCAUGGUUGGAGGAUGAUCCCGUUUUCCAAAAAGAAGGUUAAACUAGAAUCAGACCACAGGACACCACAGUCCAUCUCAAUGUUUAUUUGUGGUUCUCCUUUGAUUUAGUUCAAAGACGAUGUUUUUUAAAGCAUUUUGAGUCCAUGCAGUGAUUUCCUCUACAGAGUUACAUCAAUUUUCAAUACAGCCUCACUCAAGAUUAUGGCCAUCCAUUAUUAGUUCUCAGGCUUUAUCCCUUUGGUACACAGAUUUUUAAAUGGUGAUAAUUAAACCCCUAAAUUUCCUCUAAUUUUACUCUGAGGAGCGUCUAACACAGUCUUCUCACAAAGUCUCUGUUGCCUCUCCUUUAAAUCAUCACUCACAGACCCGUUUUCUUUCUCUAGGUCGACUCUCAGGUCCUUUUGGCUUACUGCUCCUACGAGGAGGCCCAGUACUUGUUCCGACAGGCAGCUGAGGUGGGCCUGUUGGGGCCCGGCUACAUCUGGAUCCUUCCUAGCCCGGCCGUGGGCAACCCCGACAGCCCCCCGCCUCCCAGCUUCCCUGUCGGUGUUAUCGGUGUCAUUACGGACCAAUGGAGGAAGAGCUUGAGGCAGAGGGUGAGGGAAGGUGUCGCUAUUGUCGCGAAAGGAGCCGAGAGCUUCAAGAAGCAGUACGGAUAUAUUCCUGAGGGACAUGGCGACUGCAACAAACCGUCUAAACACUCCGAGAACAUCACCCUGUUCAGGUGAGAUUCAUGUCGUUACCUAUAACAUAAUGUUUCCGAUUCUUCAAUUUAAAAGUGCCAAUUCAAGAGAAGAAUUGAACAUCUCAAACACACAUGAUCCAAGGAGCAAAUUAGCAUGGAUUACUUAUGCACAACCUAUCUGUUAUGGAUGUACAUCCUAACAGCCAGAAAAUCACUCAGCAGGAGCAUCACGCUCUCCACCAAUCAGAGGCCCGUAUCAGCCCCUAAUGAGCUACUUCUUGUCUCCCACGUUCGGCCCCCCAAGGGAGCUUUAGGCUUAAUUAGGAGGUGAUCAUUGUGUGUGUUUAUCUGUGUAAAUGAAUAUGCAAAUUCUCUUGUGAAGUAGAUUCAAAGUCCUGGGUUGCGUACUUUGGUAUGACUGUCUGUCUGUCCCUGUGGGUUGCAGGCACAUGCUGAAUGUAACAUGGGAAAGAAGAGAUCUUUCAUUCAACAACCAGGGCUUCCUCUCCAACCCCUCCAUGGUCAUCGUGGCUUUAGACCGGGAGAGACUCUGGGACAAGGUAAUGAACACCUGGACCUGGAUCACAAUAACACACAGGCUCUGAUGGCACAGGAACAAAAACAUGUUUGAUCUCUACUGCGAGGCACCGUGCACAGAGUAGCUAUAACUGUACAGUGGACUGGCAUGAGCUGAAACAGUGGACCAUGGCAGAAUAAACCUGACAAAGAUCAGAUGCAUCACAUUAAACAUGAACAUAGAUUACCACAGAGGCUGUGGACUGCUUUUGACCUGGUUAGGAGUUUGAGUUUGUGACCCUCUGUUUGAAGUCUCAGGUUUUUCAUUUUGGCCGUAUCUGUCCUGUUUAGUUUGACAUCUGCUGAGAGGCUGAAGAGGUGAUUUGGGUCGUCAAAUGCUUAGUUAUCCAAGUAAUUCAGGUGUACAGUCCAUCUAAACCCAAACUAUAGAUUUAUGUACACAGAAGCACCCAGGUUGUAACAUGGAUGCUUUGACAUGGACUCCAACUGACUCACUUUUAGAACCAGUCUCAAGUGGGCAAUUUAGGAACUGCAGUUUUUGGCACUGAGAAAAUCAACUUCAUUCGUCCAGUUGCUGGUUUCUUUUUUUUCCUUUUAUUCACAUCAGUAUCACGUGUCAUUUAAAUUAAUUCAAAUAUGUUUGCUAAUGUAGGCCCAAAAUUCUAAGUACCAUAAAUCCUCAACUCUAGGUCCCAGGCCUUUUUAUGAAGCAAGCUUUUAUUAGAGGCAGGCCUCUAUAUGAAACUGUCUCACUCUCUUACAAAGAUAACUCUUCAUAGUUUGCACCAAGUGGGGGUCUGAUUCACCAACUCUCGCCAAGAAGACUUUGAAUAAUUCACAAAGUACAAAGGGUUUAAAGCUCCUGUAACGUUAGCAUCAAUCUUAAUAGUUCAUUAUGUCGUCAUUUAGAGCUAAUUACACCUCCUUAUUUCUAUCCCUGUGUGUAAAUUAUCCAACAGGCUUUAACUGAAGAUUGAUGGUUUAUGUUGUAUCUAAGCUGCAGUGAAACCACCAAUGUCAGGUUAAACACGGGCAUGCAGAGGACCAAUUGCUCUGCUAAUGUUAGCCUCUUUUGGCCAAUAUGAGAAUGUAUACCUGCACUUUCUGUGAUCCCAUCUGCACUUUCUUACUUUGAGGCUUGUUGGUCAGUUGAAAUUUAGAUUUUCAAACAGAUGGUGAGAAAAUAAGACACAACAUUUUAUAUAUACUCUACUUUUACACUCAAGUAAAACCUCUGACAUCAAAUAUAUAAGGACUAAUAGAGUAGUAACUAAGGAUGUUUAGAUUUGACCCAGUAAUGUGAGCUUGAUAAGAAUCCCUACAAACACACGCUCCAUUACUGUAAAGUCUCCUUAUUUUAUCCCUUAGCUGUGUUUCACAUCAUCUGCUGCAGCUCCAGCUGUGCAGUCUGUGUUGGUGAACGGCCAAAACUCAGCAGGACAAACUAGAAUUACUAAGUUCCUGUUGUUUGAAAUCAUGUACACGCUCUUGUCUCUUUUACCUUACACGUAAUCUUUGGCCCACACCUCCACUCUGUUUGUACUGUGUUUAUUUUAAGAUGUAUCUAAAUAGAAGAAACAAAUUCUUAACAAGUGAUCAGAGCAUAAAUUUUAACGUAGUUUGAAAAUUAUUUAAAGGUACAAGUCAGCACAUGAUUCAAAAUCAAUAACAUUGUGUGUCUGUAUCUUUCCUGUUGCUAUAGGUUAUCCUCACUCCCAUUUCAUCACCAGGGGGCCUUGCAAUUUUCUUGAGUAUUUUUAGCCCCUGUUACACACACACACUCACACUCACACUCAUACACACACAUUUCAAAGCCUGGGGCUGUAUUGAAAAAGUGCGCCUAAACAGAGAGUCCUGAAUGUAAUCUCACAGCUACAGUUGAACUCAUUUAUUUCUACCCUGCAAAGACCAACCCACUUUAUCAAUGUCACCUCCCGGCUGCUGUGUAUGUAUGUAUGUGUGUAUGAAUGUGGACAUGUAAUAGCGCUGAAGUGGGGCUCAGUUUGGAUGUGUGUUGAUCUCACAGUCGCACUUGUGCAGUCGGCAGCCGCCCGCUCAUGCACCUAAUCCUUACAUUAUGUAUUCAUGACCCUCGGAUGCGCUGUAGAUGUGUUUCUGCUGUUUACACACACUCACAACAGCUUGUAGAGGGUUAUUGUGCAAAUGUAGCUUCUCCUCACCUUCCUUAUCACUGCUCCUCGUGUCUCUUAACCCUUGUAGUGUCAGGUCGUGGUGUAUCUGCUCUUUUUAAUUGUCUGCCCUCAGCUGUGACUCUCUGACAGUUUAGUACGAUGUUGUUUCCGAUGACUGUCUGCUGGGUGACAAUUUAAGAGGGCGAGUUCACUCUCUACCAGACUGCUCGCCUGUUCGAUCUGUCUCUUUUUCACUUACCUCAACUUUUCAACCUCUAGAAUCAACACAGAAAUCAAAAUACGGCCUUGAAUGCAAUUCAUGAACAGGACCAUGAGCGUAGUUCAGUUUGAAGACACUUUACGACUGCUCAGAUUCACGUAGAUACGAAUAAAUUAGGUCAGAUCUAACAUACAGUUCGAGGAAGGUGCUUUCUUUGUUCGAUAUUCCUUUACUAGGGGUGUCCCGAUACAACCUUUUUACUUGCGAUACGAUACCGAUAUUGUAGCCUUCAGUAUCGGCUGAUACCAAUAUUGAUCUGAUAUUAGCACAAACUUGUGCAUGACAAGUUUUGCAUUCAGUUGUAAUGUCUUUUUCGGACUUUAACGAAAAAUACUGCUACACAGUCGAUAUCACUCCUACUCUUUGCUACUUUGUUGUACCUUAAUACACACUGUUGUUGUGAUCACCUGGGCUCUACAUGCUGAAUCAGGGCGCUGCUAGCUAGAGGUGCUGGAGUGGAGUCUGGAAUGGACUUCUUGUAUCUGAGUGCUGAUAUUGGAGAUUUUUGAUACAGGCCGAUAAAAUCCGAUAUUUGUUUUUUGGCUGAUAUCAGAAUGAUAACCGAUAUCAAUGUCAAAAUUUAAAAAAGUCAGACUAUAUUUUAUGAAAAAUGAUUCUUGUCUUUAGGGUUAGUCGUUAUCAGGGGUGAGAGGAAAAAUCAAUACAGCAUAGUAUCGUGAUAUUUUGUCUGUUGAUAUAUCGUUUCAUCUCAUUUACCAAGUAUCGAUUUUUUCAAAUUCAAAGAUUUAAUAAAAACAGUGUUGCCAAAUCUGAUCAGAUGUUUGGUUGUUUGGCUCACUGUUACUUGACUGUUUCAGUACUCUCUAAUAACUCUGAUUAACCUCAUUUCCAGAAGAAGUUUGCUGCAGCAAGAAAACACAGACUCUAUUAGUGUGUCUGCAUGCUCGGUACCCAGCAGACAGACAAAAUUAACGACUUUCCUGUGAACACAGAAGAGCGUUUUGGAGCUGGAGAGCCAGAUAGUAGUUUGAAGAGUCAGUGGAGGCCAAAAGAGAGCUGAAAAAGCGUUGGCUAAAGUUUGAAACUCAUCAUACUUAUUUUUCUGUCAGAUUCAACGUAUAGGCAAAUUUUUACUAAUAAGUUUAAUUCACUUGAUUAUGAUACUGUAAACUGUAUUUUAUCAUUUUAAGUUAGAUACCAGAAACACAUUUCCAAAAGUCAGGACAGGGGGAACAAAACACUGGAUAAGUUCUCUUAUAGUAAAAUGAGCAUCCAAACUAGACAUGAUCAGACAUGACUCUGCAGUAGAAAUCACUGCAUGAGCUUCCAGACACCAUUAGUGAGAGAACAGUUGGUCACUGCAUCUACCAGUGACUUUCCCAGCCUGUUUAAGACGCGCUGAGACAAAGAGGAAAUGCUGUGUGGUGAAAAGUUUGACAUUCUUUAAGGAUCUCACAUAGUCUGGUCUAAAAAGAGAGGGACCAACCAAAUGUAGGGGGACAUCUGGGAGGCAGUAUUAAAACUACAUACACAGUAUACUGUAUUUGGCCAGUGCCCUUUUUGAGGGAAACGUUGCAUAUUUUGGCAAGACUAUAUUCAUGCAAAACCACUUCUGCACAUAUUACAACAGUAUGGCUCCUUAGUAGAAGAGUCCAGAGGCUAAACUGACCCACCUGCUGUCCCAAAAAUUGGACAUUAUUUCACAUCCAAACUUCAUUAACUGAACUCGUCCAUUUGUUCAAAUCAGAGGCGAUCCAGUAUAAUGGAACCAGGCCGAUAGUCACACUCUGAAAUACCUGUGUACAGGUGACAGGUUUGGAGAUUUCUGCAACCGUCUAAGUAAUUGAGCUGAAUUAGGGAACUACCAAGACCUUCACACUAGAUCUCAACCCGACGUCCAGUGAUUUGUAAAAAAUUGACACUUAACAGCAUCUUGAGUGUGACAAUAAUGGAGAUGACAGAAUAGCUGCUUAACAUGCCCUGUGGGAGGAAAAGACUCGUGAGAAUCCCAGACGAAACAGAUUGAAAUGGAUGAUUAUCCACAACUGUCGUCUCUGCGAUUCAGCCGGUCACAGUCGGUGCAGAAACACAAAUCAGCCUCUCGCUCAUCUCCCUCUACCUCCAGAUUUGUGAAUCAUCCGUGUGUGACUGAGUGAGAGCCCCAGUAUGAUGGCGCAGAAGAACAAAUCUUGAGUUGAUAUGAAAAAGAGGUCUCAUAAAGCUUCCAGGGAGCGAGUUUCACAUGCAGUAAGUCAGCGCUGGCUGAGCGCAGUAUGGCUCAUUAGGCCUGGAUGAUGUGACAAACAGUGCUGGCUCUCACAUGGGGAGUUUUCACCGAGCUUAGUGGCGACAUUGAUGGAAUUACUCCCUGUGUAAGUUGAUAUCUUACAGCACAUCUGGCUUUCUAGGAUGUUCAAAAUCCCAGUACACUACUUUUUGUUGAGCAGAUAUUUCAGUCUGGUCAGUGAGGAAGCAUUUCCCCCCAUUUUUUUCCCAAAUAUUUGAAGCAGCUCGACAAAAACAGCCAAUAAUUCCUGUGCAUACACAACACAAACCACAGGAGCAGUUCUUAUUAAUGAACAGUGACAUUUUAAUUUGUCUACUUAGAUGGAAAAGAAAAUUAAUAAUUGAAUAAUCACUCUACAAAAUGAACACACGGAUUAGAGGCAACACUUGCUUGGAUGUAUAAUUAAAGUGAUGCAGUCAGCUUCCCUCUUUGUUUAGUUCCUGUCUCUCUUCUUUUUUAUUUUUUUUGUCUAACUCAAAGACUUUAAAGUCUCCUCAGUAUGCAUAAAUCAACUCUGCUCCUCUUUGAUCUCCUAAUCCUCUUCAUCCAGGUCAGCACAUGCUAAUUUCUCCUUCAUAAAGUUCGGGGAAAAAAAGCUCGUCUCCUGGAGUACGCAACAACAGGACAGGUGAAGAAAGAGGAGUUGACAAGCAGAGACAAAGAUACUACAUUUGAAAAGGUUUUUAGAUAUUUAACUAAAAAAGGAGAGCAGCAGAGAAGAGAGAAAGAGAAAACAAAUGAGUUUACAUGGACAGACACAGGCUCACAGGAGCUGCAGGUAAACAAUCUCUAAUUGGUUUACCAAUGUUAGGGGAGUUAGCAUCACAAGCUUUUACCUCACAGGUAACAUUUGUGUCUCGUCGAGUCGUUAUGUGCCAUUUUCAACCAGACACAACCUACGUAUACAAUAUUAUUUCCAUGUACAGAUCAAAAUACUGCCAAACUGCACCUUGUCAGAUGUGAGUGGCACCUGUCUGCAGUAAAAUAAUAAUAAUAAUAUUAGCUUUAGAUUUAAACUGGUUUGUAAUUCUGGUGGUACAACUUCAUCUCAGUUGUCUAAAUCAAAAUACUGCUGUAAGAAAUGAUCCAAAGAUACAGCAUCAUCUACGUUUCUCUACAUCAGGGUGGUAGAACAUCAUGACAGUGACCGUUCACUGGAGCUACAGCUCAGCUUCAAACUCAAGGUGGAGCAACACAUUACUUUAGAGACUUAACAGAUAAACCCAGUUAUUGUAGAUGUCAUCAUCCACUUCCAGCAUCAGCAGCCCAGUGAAAAAAACUAGAGACUGCUUCAUUCAGAACAUUAUCAUACUUUUUUAAAAGUGUUUUUCCUGCGUUGUGUUUAGAUUUUUUUUAUUUCCUGCAUUGUUAGAGUUUGCUUUCAUUCUACAGGAUAGAACUUUUGGUAAAUCUUCAAUUUAGGAGCUGAAUAAAACAGGGAAAAGAAAAUGUAAAAGUUGUUUUUGGAUUUUUUAAAGUCUCUCAUCAUCUGUUAGACGGCUGCUAAAGCUGCUGCUUUGUCUCUCCUUGGUUUUAUGAUAUGUGACAACCAGCGUACACGACUGCUACUGUGAACUCACUAUAUAACUGAAUGCUUGCUUUUAUUAUAUCAGUAUAUUUUCAUGGUUUUUGUCAAAACUGGUAUUUUACAUCAGUGCUAGUACCGGGGAUUCAGCUGCAGACACACAUCCAUGCUUCUAAAUCUCUAAUAGAAGAUCAGAAUUUUAUCAGAUGAUCUUAAUUUUGUGUAUAACAUGUAACCUUGUUUAAUAAUUUCAGUUUAAAACUACAGUGGUUUCACAAUAUAAGAUGAUUUGCCACAAAAUAUCACUGAGAAAAGGAAAAACUUGAGCUAACACGGUAGACUCCAUGAUCCAGUUUAUGAAGUCCCCUUUAAACCUCUCUGCGCCUGAACUUAUAAACGAAGAGUUCUUCAUAUUUCCCCCUCUCUCUCCAGGUCGGUACGUACGCUCGAGGGAUCCUCCAGGUUCGCUACCCGGUCUGGCCUCGAUACGGAAACUUCCUCGAGCAAGUAUCGGAUGACCGUCACCUGACUGUGGCCACGCUGGAGGAGCAUCCUUUCGUCAUGGUGGAAAACGUGGACCCGGGUACUGGGACGUGCGUGAGAAACACGGUGCCCUGCAGGCGCCAGUCCAAUCAGACAGAGAGGUAACUAUAGCAACACAUGUAAAGCUUGUUGAAUUUGUUAAGGUUGAGUUUGGAGUAUUGAACUUUGACUCAGGGUGCUGAACGGAUGUUUUUCUGUUGGUUAUAUCAGCUACAGCCUUCACAACGACAGUCACAAAGCUGUGUUGUGAGCACAGUGAAAUGUUUUGGUGCUGCAGGGACAUAAAAGUGUUUUACAGACGUUUGUUGGUAUCAGGACACUCAGGAUACUCAGGACAGUCAAACAGGGACGUAUGAUUGGCUUGUAAAUCCCUGAUAUGUUUCAUCAGCUCCUGAGCAGAAUUACAAACAAAACCGUGUCAAAACAACAGUCUGCAGUCGCAUUCAUUACAGGUUUUCUCUUGUCUCUGCUUGUUUGAACAUAAUGAAGACAUUGUGUAUUCCUGAUGUGCACCACUUGUAGGUAGACAGAGUUAAUAGCUGUUUAAUGGCUGUUUUCUGCCGUGCUGCGAUCUGUGUUUGACACCGGAGGUGUGUUUUUAAAGUGCUUAGACACUGAGCACACACAAUUACGCUGUGUUUAAUGAAGUGUGGAGGUUUGCUGUGACUACUCAGUUCUAAACUAGGGCAGAGAAACAGAGAGGGAGGGGGCAGACGUCUGUCUGCAGGACUGGAUAUCAUUUCACAGUUUCCCAUGGCAAGUUGGAGCCGCAUACUAAAAUGUCACUUUACUCCACUUAGAUGGAAUGACUUACAAAGCACUUUUCCAGACGAACUAAAGGAACCAUAAACUUACAAUGUUUGUCUCAACAUGAGCAGCAGAAAGACAAUGUUUAUUCAACAAAAGAGUCCAACAUCUGCCCUUCCUGUUUUUAUUUUCCUGAUCAGAGAAAACGCUCGAGCAUCUACAAACAGCAGGUAACGACUCACAUUUAACAUCCUCACUUCUUUCAGAGCUUUUCCUCAGGUUUGAGUUUCUCCUCUGUUGCUUUAAACUUCAACUUUAAACUUGAACUUUUGAGUCAGCUUGAGUUCUGAUAUAUGCAAAAAUCACUUCACAACAACAAGAAAUCAAAUUAAAACUACAUGAUGCCACUUGUGCACCUGUAUCGCUGCUCCUGCCAGGAAGUCAGUCUGUGCCGUCUGAGGAAACAUCACAGUGUGACGUCUGUCAGUGUCUGACAGCUUACCUACCACACCCACCGUACCUCUCUGCUCUGACUUUACUCAGAGGCCUUCAGGCUCACACUUGAUGGCGGUUCAGUAAUGUUUUUGCUCUUGGCGAAAGACUCCUUCACCUCAGACUUCACCUGCAGUUGCUCCUCUCUGCACUUGGAGUUUGUUAUGAUAGUUUUAGUGGCUUAUGUUUAGAUAGGACAGUAGAUGGAGAAGUAAACUGUGAGGAGACAGUGAGCUUUGACAUCCUGGGUGACCUGCUGCUAAGAUUGUAGCCUCUUAUCAUGAGAUGUGAAGUUUAACUGCUAAGUUACUUCUUCACUGGGUUGUCUCUUGAGAAUUCCCUCCUGUCCUCAUUCCUCCUACCUGCUGUUGAUGAUGUGACUUUGUGUUCAUGCUGCAGUAUCAUUCAGUGCAUUAACAUGAUUUAAAAAGACCUGAUUUAAAGGGUCAGUACGGCUAAAACUGGACUCUGAAAAUGCAUGAAAAUAUGUCAGUUUGGCUAGUGAAAGUCAGAUGUCUCAGAGUUGGUCUAACUGGUCUAGCUUUUGGUCUAACUGUUAAUUCUGCUUAUUGAUUCAAUUCCUCAGUCUGCCUUCUGAUUCAGCCUUGUCAGCUGAUCACAAUUACAGCCUCUGAUUGGUUGACAGACCAAAACAGAGGUGGAUGCCUUCCAUUAGCAUAGUCAGAUAACGACAGAAAUUUCACCGUUCCUCUAAAAUCGAUUCAUAAAUCACUACAGGUUACUGAGAAAUCCAGUCAGUUUCUGAAAACACUCUGAAAAUCCUCUGUGGGAUUCAGAGCCUCUAGAUGUUAGAUGGAUGAUAUAUUUUUCUCCCGAAUCGAUUUGAUUUUAAUUGCGAUUCUACGAUAUUGUUGAUUUUCUCGAUAUUUAGUCUGCAUUUUUAACACCAGCAAAAUAAUUGAAUGAUUAUGAUUGUCUACUGAUUAUUCCAGGAACCAUAUUUCCCCAAAAAAUACACAUCACAUCUAAGUCAGUUUUUAAGAUUUAUUAUUCUUCAAUUUGAAAAAAAUAAAUAGAUUUAAAAAUUGUAAAGCAAAAAAUUGCGAUACUUAUGUAAAUCUAUUUUUUCUCCCACCCCUAACAGAUGGUGUCGGUCUCACUAAGUGAGUGGAUUUUAUUUAUGUCAUCUCUUCUAUAUGAAGUUGUACACACCAACUUCAGACAUUUUCCUGACCUCGUACACAUACGCAACUAGGUGGAAGAACUUAGCUGAAUUUUGUGAUAGGUUUAAUGGUACCGAAGUGCGUUAUUUUCAUAUUUUAAGCUCAGAGUGCUCUGCCCUAAGAGCUACAGUGGAGUAGUUUGGAAAAAGAGUUACCGUAAUCUACAAUAAAGCAUUAAUUUGAUCAAAGUAGGCUUCAGUAUCUCCUGUUUUACAGAAGAAAGUUGAUAUAAAAGGCUAAUAUCACCUUAUUGUUGUAGAUAGACGAGGCACAAGCAGCUAGCCUAGCAAGUUAAGAUGGCCACCAAAAGAUUAAACCUCCACUUUAACAGUAUUUAAUCACAAACACAAUACAGGUUAUUAAUGCCAUCUUUUCUCUCUCUCUCUCUCUCUCUCUCUCUCUCGCUCUCUCUGUGUAUGUAGAUUGCAGAUCUGACCACGGCUGGCACAUUAAUUAGGGAGAUAUGUAGCAGCCGUUGUUGGGUGCGAUGGCACAUUGAUUGCCAGUAAAGAAGAUUUAUCUGUGCGACACGGGGACAUCUGUCAUAGCAUGGCACAGUGUUAUCCCCUCUUACCCUCUUCUCUCAGUUUCUCUUGAACAAUUUCUUUCUCCGGCUGGCAUAUCCCAUUAUUUGGACACAGACCAACAAACGAGGAGACGUAAAAGAGGGAGAGGGGACCGCCGCUGCAGAGAUCAGUUAAUCUUGUUGUGUGGUCAGAGCCGCUUCCUGGCGGCGCAGAUGUUUAGCAUGAUUAAAACUUGUUGUCUGGCUCAUUAAAGACCUGCUCUUUGGACGGAUGAAGGCCUCUACUGUCGGAAAACGAGCCCGCACUAACACUAAAAUCCAACUUGAAAUAUGUCGACUGUUCAUUUAACGGUAUAGCAUACAGAGAGCAGAUGCUAAAUGUUAGUAUUGUUCUAACAGCGAGCUGGAUGUGAGAGGAUGUGCUGCUGCCUGAAUGUCAUGCUGGUCAUUGAACGCACCACAUUACACACCAAAUUGUAAAACACUGAAAUUGUAUUGCUUUGAAGAUGAGGAGGAUGGAUAAGCAUGCAGGGUUUGAUUUUUCAGACCUGCAGAUCUGUGACUUGGUUUUGGAUUUGGAUUUGGAGAGACUGUGUUUGUUAUGGCGAAUGAGUGGCGUGCUAAUUCAACAUCAUUUUUCUGGAAUAAAACAUGCUUGUGUGGUUUUUAAAGACCACGACCCACAGGGGAGUAGGUUUGAUUUUGACAUUGGUGGGGACACAAAAUUGUCCUCCUGACAUCCUUCAAAUCCGACACCACACACGCACAAACCGACACAAACACAACUGUAAAUGUAAAUGACAGCCCUGAUAUUAAAAUCUGUUUAAGCUGACAUGACCCAGGCACAAUACGCCAAACAUGUUGACAACUUCCUCUUCGCGGUUGCAGAUAACCUGCACUGUCUGCCUCCCGUCCGGUCCAACUAGCAGGUAACUUUUACAGGCAGAUGUAGUGACAGCGGGGACAGCCAAACACAUGUAUGUAAGUGAAAAACCGGCAGCCAACCGAGGAGCAAUAUUUAGGUUAGGCGAUAUUUAGGUUAGGGGGGUAGGGAUGUGUCCCUAGGGUCUCUACCCAAUUCUACACCCUUGGUGACCUGUGAAAAAAGUCCAGGACUCUGACCUCAGCCUUAUCAGCACUUCUGGACUGUGACGUUGACUAUGAGUCGGUCCUGAUCCUAAAACUCUGUGACCCACAUCACUAACGCUCCUGUUGCUGAACAGGAGGAAAUACCUGCCGCUUGGCUGUGCUGCGUGGAAUCAAAUUUGAUCACGUUGUCCAAAGUGUUUGUAUCAUAUUGAAUCGCAUCUUAUCGUAAUGAUUUUAUUUAUUACUCCUGCAUGAUCAUAUCGAAUAUCCCCCUCUUCCUCCUCCUCCUCCUCCUCGUCCUCCAUCUGUCCAGCUCCUGCCCUCCUUUCCCUCUAAUCUGGAGCUGCAGCCCUGUCAGGCCUCGUCUCGUUGUUCGCCAUGUGUUUCCUGUCUGCCGCUCACCUGAGAAUCCUCCUCUCUCUCUCUCUCUAACUCCCUCUCUCUGGUCUAAAUCCCUCAUGGUGCUUCCCUCCACGCUGCACCAGUUUCUGGGCAUUUUUUGGAGAAGACACACACACACAGCACAACACAACGCAACACAACACAACUGCUGCUAAUCCUCUAAGGACACUGUACUAUGUGCGCAUGUGUUUGUGCGAGAGACGGCACAGUUUAGGUGUGUUUGAGAGUGUGUGUGUAUUGUCAGUGGAGUGUGUAUAAUAACGACAGGUGGCCAGCUCCUGCAGCAAUUAAUUAACGCUGCGUUUAUGGGAGCUAUUGACUCCUCCUGAAAGAAGAGGAGCUUUCAAAAACACUUAAAAAUUUCGCCUAAAAUGAACCGUCGAAAUAAUCAACUCGAAUGUUAAUUACUCACUUGAAUUCUUUUCAUUCAAUCUCCUGCUCAUUUAUUCACUCACAUGCUCUUAUUUUAUCACGCCUCUGCUCUUGUGCUGACUCAUUGACAUGCUGCUCUUAUCUCAGUCACACACACACACACACACACACAGAGCGUGAUUCAGCCCCUGUAGAUUUCAGGCCUCCAGCUGCAGAAAAGCAAAAAUGAAGUUUUUUUGACUUCAUUUUCAAUCUGUUUGCUUUUGCCUCCGUCCUCCUCUGCUGCACCGUCUUUUUUAACGUUCCCGAUCCUUUCCCUCUCUUCUUCUUCUUCUUCUACACCCCAUUAGUCAGCGAGGCCAUGUAGAGGAGGUGAACAUCCCUCACAUGCUUCACACCUUAAUGGCCUUUGAUUAGAGGCCAUCACAGUCGCUCAGACAUCCACUGUCACACUCCCUCUUUGUUUGUGUGUGUGUGUGUGUGUGCGCGUGUUUGCAAUCUCAGCCAUCUCCUCCGUCUCUUUGUCAGACGCCUUGUUAACACGCAUUGAUUUUAGCUAAUGAACCAGCCAUUUCUGCUCUAGACAGCGACCACUGCGAGCGAGCGUGGCGGCUUUUUUAACUCCCGCUCUCCCAAACAACAUCUGCUUUAAUCUGCCGUUCCAAAAAUAACAACAGUCCCAGUCGUCGGAUCUGAAGAUUUUAGAAAUAGAGCUGGAUGUACUGUUCGUCUAACACUUCCCUUUCUCUCUCUUUCUUCCAAGUAUCAUCGGCCACUCGGAGUCCUACACCAAACUCUGCUGUAAGGGCUUCUGCAUUGACAUCCUGAAGAAGCUGUCCCGCACCAUCAAGUUCUCCUAUGACCUCUAUCUGGUCACCAACGGGAAACACGGCAAGCUGGUUCGGGGGACUUGGAACGGCAUGAUUGGAGAGGUGAGAACAAGUUUGCACAAUUCUGAAAUGAGUUGAGCUCUGGAUAUUCCUGUACCCUGAGUACAACAGGUCCUGUGUACUCCGUGAUCAGACUGGAUCUGCUCUCCUGAGUUUGCUUUUUUCCUAAGUCCAGAUCUGGCUCUCUGGACAUGUCGGAGCAUUUGAAAGGUAGAGGUCACAUAUUUUGAACGGCAGCACUUGGAGAUAUGAUUUGUUUUUCAGGUGUGAAAUGAGAUGGCACCUCAUUUCACACCUGAUGCUUACGGUCUAAGCAUCAAAACAUCAAUAUAAGGAGUUUGUGUGAUGAAUGAAAAGGCUUGAAUUGUCAGGAUCUGAUUGUUUCUUUUUUUUUUGUUUUUGCACUGAGAUACUCAGGGUGAUGGAAAUCAUCUUGGCAGUACCUUGAAUAUUACCCCAGACUUUGGACUCAUCUAAGUGUUUUCUCUGACUCCAGUAGUCAUUUUCUGGCCCUCACCUGUAUUCUUAGACCCAAAAGCAGAUCAGGAAACCAAUCAGAGGAGCUGUUUUCAUUAACACCAGUUUUUAAGCUCAUCAACGUUACUUCUUCAACAAGACUUCUGACACUGACUUUGUCAACAAUCGUGGCAGAGAAACCAACCACUCUUGGUUUAUUGAGGUCCAGUUUCCAGGUCGAGAGCUGCUGCGAAUUCUAUGACAUUAUCUCUCCUACGUGAUUUAAAGGGAUAUUCCGGUGUAAAAUUACUUUAGGGUCAGACACACCGUAACACUGAGUUAGACACCCCCUCGAGAGAUGAAUGUUGCCGACCGCCUGCUUCUCUUGUUAUACCAACUUUAGUAACGACUGCAGGAUAGAAAUACACAGCGGUCUGAGGAGCCAUAAACAAACCUCAACCAAAACACCGCUCUAUAGCCACAAAUAAUGCUCAGAACAGCACCUAACUUCAUCAACAGGACAUAUAGGGUCCCAGCCAUAGUACUAGCCACCAAACAUCUUUUUAACUUUGCCUGAUUUCUUUAGCAAAGAGACUAAACACAACUCACCUACUCUCUUCCAGCAGCCGCUUGUUUGUAGCGAGACCUCGGGCCAGUCCAUUACGAACUACAGUGGGGUGACGCAGCUCAAGGAAGAACAUUUAUGAUCAUUACUUUAUCAUUUCCUUGAAGUAAUAACCAUCAUUUUGCGCCGAGACGUGGUAGUUCUUCUGCCUUAGCGUCUGAUUGCAUUUCCAUGAAGAAAUGAUCAUAAAUGUUCUUCCUUGAGCUGCGAAACUCCACUGUGGUCAUAAUGGACUGGCCUGAGGUCUCUCUACAAACAAGCGGCUGCUGGAAGAGAGUAGAUGAGUUGUGUUUAGUCUCUUUGGUGGCUAGUACUAUGGCUAGGACCCUAUAUGUCCUGUUGAUGAAGUUAGGUGCCGUUCUGAGCAUCAUUUGUGGCUAUAGAGUGGCGUUUUGGUUGAGUGAUAGACCGCUGUGUUUCGCUAUCGUGCGGUUGUUACUAAAGUUGGUAUAACUAGAGAAGCAAGCGGUUGGCAAUGUUCACCUCUCGAGGGGGUGUCUAACUUGGUGUUAUGGUGUGUAUGAUCCAAAAUAAAUUUACGCUGGAAUAUCCCUUUAAGUUCUCCAAGAGUAGUCUCGUUGAUUAAAAGAAAAUAUGAGGCGUCCAGAACAUUUAAAUAGUGUUUUUAGAGGCUCAAUAGGCGCCGUCACGUUUGUUGGAAAGAGGCCCAGAUCAAAUGACACAUAAUUCAACGUGUCUCUAUAUUAAUUCGACACAUUUUAAACACACAGUUAUUAAUUAGUGCGUCUUUUUGUGAAAUUACUCCAAAACAAACACAUUAAAACGGUCGAUAUGACUGCGACUAAAACACAGAGCUCGUAAUCAAACUUCAAUCCACCGCUGCCUCCAGAUCCUUCAGUUUAAUUUCACAGAGAGAACAGCCUCUAAAGCUCCAAUUAGCUUGAAAUCACAAAACGAAUCAAGAGGAUCAAGUGUGGAAAACUUUGCCGGGGUUUUUAAUGCGUUCAGACCAGUUUGAAGGAUUACAUGUUUCUCUUUCUUCAAGUUUAAACACUCUUGAAUAAAUUGCUAAAACUGCUGCUGUUUAUGUUAAAGUACAAAAUGGUUAUAACUGUUGUCCAAUUCCAUCAUCCGAUCUUAUUUUUACGUGUUGAGUAUGAAGUCAUUCUAGCUGCUGUAGCAAAGAUUGAGGAGCUCAGAGGUAAACAGGAGGUCAGGUUCGACUGGAUGAAGGUAGAAACUCGUGUCUUCUUGACUCUGGUACAGUUCGAUGCUCAGUGUCUUUAGUGUCAUUUCUCUGCACGGUAAACAGAGCGUCUUUGAUGGCUUUUUAUCUAGGUCAGUGGUGUGGGGCCGCGCAUAUACAUACGGAUCUUGGUACAGUUUCUCCCACACACGGAGCCACAUCAAACAGAGCUGCAGCUCAAAGUAAAACAACCUGAACAGGUGUUCCUCAGGAGAGGCCUUCGAGCUUGUGUUUCUGUGCCUGCGGGCGCUUUGCCUCUUCUGUAUCUGUAUGCAUGCGUAUGUGUGUGUGUAUGUCUGUCUGUGUGUGUGAGUGUGUGUGUGCUCCAUUUAUCAAAAAAAAAAAAACCCUCUCUACAAAACUCCUGCUUUUCAGAAAAGCAUGCGUGGAUGCGAGCACUCCUGAGAUGCGGCGUUCACUCUCGUCGGAUGCUCUAAUGAUGAGAAAAGUUUUUUUUUUUUCCAUCUCUGCAGACAGACGUUAUUAGAGUCAGGCUUUACUGUAGAGUGUUUGCUGUAUUGUGGCAUCGCCGCUCCAAAAGAAACACUCAUGAAAUUCUGAAUUUGCUCCCUUUUAAGUAAAGACGCAGCCUGUCCUUUAGGAUGCUCAGAAGCAGAUUUUGUUGUGCUAAAACGCACCAUUCAGGUCUACUUUGCAGAAUUCUAUGGUAACCAAAAAUAUCAGGGUACAAACUCCGAUUCAAUGCAGGACUGAUGUUUUCAUACUCCUUUGCAGUCUCUCUGUGCUUCGCUUUAUUGUCCGUCUUUUAUCUCUCCUCAGGUUGUGUACAGACGUGCUGACAUGGCCAUUGGCUCUCUCACUAUCAAUGAGGAGCGUUCAGAAAUCAUCGACUUCUCGGUGCCGUUUGUAGAGACGGGCAUCAGCGUCAUGGUCGCCCGCAGCAAUGGGACAGUGUCCCCAUCUGCCUUUCUAGGUGAGGAAAACAAACUCUCUCCCUCUACGUCCGAUUUGACUCCAUAUUCGGUGAUUAUAACGUCCCUUAUCCUGUACUUGUCGGCCAUGCUGCCAUCGUCUGUCUCACCGCUUUCUCUUUGGGUGGCCUACUUAAACAAGUUCCAUCUCUGCAGACGCUUCAGGAAACUUCCCAUUAAGCUUUCAUCCUGCCGAUAACUGUAGCCUACAACAAAAUCCCCUUACCCCACCACGCACACACCUAAAUCCCCCUUCCAAACGCCAAACAAGAAAACUCAGCACAAAAUCCGAAACAGUGAAUUUCUGUCUUUGCAUUUUCUCAUCAGUCGCCUCUUCUUCUUCUACUUCCUCUUCUUCUUCUUCUUCUUCUUCUUCCACGUCCUGCUGCUGCUUCUGCUGCUAUCCCUUCCGCCACAUAUGGUGACUCCCAUCACAGGCUGAGGUUUAGAGGCAGGAAACACAAAGGAGACUCACUUUAAUCCUUUACGUUUGUUCCUUCUCUUCUCCUCCCGCAGAGCCGUACAGCCCGGCAGUGUGGGUCAUGAUGUUUGUGAUGUGCCUGACCGUGGUGGCGGUGACGGUUUUCGUGUUUGAGUACUUCAGUCCAGUCGGCUACAACCGCAGUCUGGUCAGCGCAAAAUGUGAGUUUUUAACCUCUUUGAUGCACAAAACAACAAUUGGUGUAUCGUAAUUUAUUGUCUUGUACUGUAUAACUUGCAUCUUUCAUAUCAACGUGGUUAAGCAGAAUUAGGAAACUUGGCAGGUCUAAAAAUUAGACGUACUUAGACAAAGAAAUAAUUCAUAUUUUUAUGUUUGAAUUCAUAUUUCAAAAAACACGAAUUGUUUCCUAAUAAGCGUUUUGGAAAGAGUAAACCUAAAUCCGCCCUCAGUCUGCACGAUCCGCUGUGUUUCGAGUUUCUUCAGCAGGAUUUUGGGGAGAGGGCUAAUCAAUCCCAGAAUGCACGUGCUGACAGAGCGUGCCUCGUCUCCGAGUCCAAAAGGUCAUUUUCCCGUUUUAAUUAGCAGUUGUUGCCGCGCUAAUCGAAGUGUGAUUGAUGACGGCGGAACCCUUUGUUGCUGCACAUGAGUAACGGUGGCAGAGAGAGUGAAACUGUUCCGUAGUUUGGAAGUUUCCAGAACGGAAAGAGAACACUUUGGUGAACUAAAUAUGAAAACAAAGUGACAAAACAUCCAGUACAUCUUAAAUAAGAUUCUUCUUGGUCAUAAUUUUUACAGGUUAUUCAUGAAAAAUUAAGCAAAAACAGAAAACAGGACCAAGUCUAAACGUUUCUAUCAUUUUAAAACUAAUGUGUAGGUGUCACAUUAAGUUUUUUAACAUUCAUCUACAACCAGAAAUUCUAGAAACCGAUAUAAGAAGGUAUUAUUUGUGUAAAUAAACUCUACUUUUACAUACACUGCAAAAUAAGUGAAGCGUUUUGAGCGUUAAAACAAGAGGUAAAAGACCGAUCAAACUACAAGUAAAACGUUCAAAGAUUGUGACAAAACAAAUAGAAGGUAAUUCAAGAAUUAAAGCAAAUAAAAUAAGAUAAAGUCAAGACAGUCAAAAGUGAAGUCAAUUCAGAUUAGUUAAAGUUGACUAAAACCAAAUAAAUACCAAAAUAAAACCAUAUGAAGGCAGAAAAAUAAAUGUAAAGCUGAAAAAUACCGCAAAGUAACGUAUUCAUGUAUCAACUUCUAAUCCAUUUAUCCUGAGCCCCAUCAAACUUUAUCUACGACCAAUUCAGAUUAAGAAACUUGGAUUUCUUUAAUUUGAUUCAGGCCUAAUCUACGUCCAUAUUGGUCUGCUGGUGUGUAAAGUAGCAGUGCUGAUGCCAAAAGACAGAAAUCUUGUUUCUCACGUCUCCAUUUGACUCCUCAAACCCUGACCUGUAAAUAUAAACGGAUAUAUCUGAAUAUAUGGAUACUACGACAGCGCUGGAGUGUUUUUCUAUCAGUCAGAUAAACCCUCAUGGUGUUUGUUUUGAGCUCCUCUUCCUCUUUUUUAUCCUUUCAGCGCACACUGUCUCUUCGGACAUGAGGCUUGGAGUUAGUUUGAACUUCUCCUUAAAGUAAUUCCUGAACAGACGAACAGUCUCUUUUCUCCCUUCGCGCCGCAGAUUCCUCCGUAGAAAACAGGAUUUUCUGUCACAUGAAAAGUCUGGUGUGCUAAUUUUUGUGAAAAUAGAAAACAAAAAAAUAAAAACAAAAAAAACAGAUCAGACUUGUUGGAUACUGUGCACUAUUUCACAACACUCCCUUCCUCCCUGUGUUUUCUCAGCUCCUGGUGGUCCCACAUUCACCAUCGGGAAGUCAGUGUGGCUGCUCUGGGGCAUCGUCUUCAACAACUCCGUCCCCGUGGAAAACCCCAAAGGAACGACCAGUAAGAUCAUGGUCCUGAUCUGGGCCUUCUUCGCUGUCAUCUUCCUGGCUUCUUACACCGCCAACCUGGCCGCCUUCAUGAUCCAGGAGCAGUAUAUCGACACGGUGUCUGGGCUCUCUGACAAAAAGGUAAACUCCCGAAAAUCAACACUUUGUACUCGGAGGGAAAUAACACGCUUAUGAGGCGGGGCGGGUAUUGAACUUAGACAUAAAGAGAGCAGGCUGUUUUUGUGGUGCUGUGAGAUAUGGAGAAAACAACGUCUUUGUGUUUGAAUCCAGCUCACACGUCUCUUCUUUUCUCCUUCCAUUGAUUCAUAAACUCUGAAGAGAAGAAGGACAAAAGACCCGCAGAAAGCUUUUCAAGUCGAGUCAAGUCUGAGGAGUGUUCUGUGAACAUCUUUGUCCUUUUCCUAUCAGCGGGGAAGCCUGGUCGCAUGAAUGACUGAUCGAUUCCUCCGCUGUCAAUACAGAUGGUGUCUGAAAUACUGACGGAUAAAGUGGAGACUCAGUCUGUCCAUCAAUAUCCCCCCUGCGCUGUCCCUGUCUCCCCUCACACUCUAGCCGUUAAAACAAGAUCGCCAAAUGUCAAACGAUUAAAAACAGUCAAGCCAUGGAGGAAAACAGCGCCCACGCACUUCCCUCACACACAUAUACACACACUCUCUCACACACACACACAUUCAGAGGAGCUCUAGAAGAAAGCUUUUCAUUCUUCACAGACAGGGAUCAGCAGAGCCACUUCAGUGAUCUAUGGUUGAAUUAACUGAUUAUAUUAACUUUAUGCAGAUGCAUCAUGUGCCUCCAAUAUAAAUGAGCCCGAACCUCCUCAGCUGCCUCUUAACUCUGAGCUACAUGACAGAGGAUUAGGAGGGUUUGGGUCGUAGGCUGGCUGAGGUCACAGCUCGCUGGUUUAAGUGAUAAGGCCGGUGUUAUCCAAUGUUUGUCGAGCUGUUAAUACAUGUCAGUAAAAGAGAAAAGUCGCUUUGCAGAUGCUUCUUCUGCCGUCUGAAAUGAAACAGAAGUAAGCAAACCUGUCGAGUGUUCAUUUCGUAUCUAAUUGCAGACCAGGUCCUGAAGGGAUUGGAGGACAGUCAGAACUUUCAUAAAUCCAGGGAUAAGUAGAGGUAAAAAGCAGCCGACCAAAACAGAUCCAAGACCAGAGGAAAGUUGAACACUGGCAGCAGUUAUUUAAUGACCACUGUCGUGUCAAAACCUGCAGUCACUAAGAUGAAAUAUCAAUCUAUUAUUGCUUUAAAAAUCUCAGUUUGAAGGCAGAUUGAGUGGGAUAGUUUCCUCACCUCCUCAGAUCAACCACAGUCAUAACUUCUCAAUGAGGCUGUCAUUAUAGAGAAAUAAACUAAAACAUGUUACAAGCUGGAGACUGACUAACCCAGGGACAGGACAAAAUCAAGACGAGAUUGAUCCCUGAAAAAGGUCAAUAAAUCACACUGUUAUCCACUCAAAAAAUUGACUUUUGACUGUGAGAAUGAGAUUAGAAAUUAAAUUAUUUCUGUCAGCUCAAAAAGACAGACAUGAUAUUCAACACCGAGCUGUGAAGGGGAUAGUAUGAGGCAGCAGGGGUUAGAGAAUAGAAUAGAAUUGAAAUGGGGGAAUACACUAGAAAUGGAGCAAAAGUGUAGAACAGAAUGAAAUAGAAACGGAAGAAUAGAAUAGAAGUUGAGGAAAAGAAUAGAACUGAAAUGGAGAAAGAGAGUAGGAUAGAAUAGAGCAGGAUAGAAUAGAAUAAAAAUGGAGGAAUAGAAUAGAAUAGAAAUGGAGGAAGAGUGUAGAAUAGAAUGGAGUAGAAUAACAAUGGGGGAAUAGAAUAGAAGUUGAGGAAUAGAAACGAAGGAAUAGAAUAGAAAUGAAGAAGAGUGUAGAAUACAAUGGAACAGCAUAGAAUAGAAUAAAAAUGGAGGACUAGAGUAGAAUAGAAUGGAAUACAAAUAGAGGAAGAGUGUAGAAUAGAAUGGAAUAGAAUAGAGAUGGAGGAAAUGAAUACAAAUAGUGGAAUAGAAUAGAAGUUGAGGAAUAGAAUAGAAUAUAACAGAAAUGGGGGAAUAGAAUAGAAUAUCAAUGGUGGAAUAGAAUAGAGGUUUAGGCAUAUAUGGAGGAAUAGAAUAGAAUGAAAUUGAGUUGAAUUCCUCUGGUGUAAUUACAUGUUUACAUUCAGUCUCAUAGUGCCAAAGUGUCAACAGGCUGAAGUGAAAUGUGUCAAACCCUUUUUUAGCCUAAUGAUUUGAAGUGAUUUAUGUUGUCAGGUUGUAAAUUAGCUAACCUCUGAAACCUGUCAUUGUUAGUGUGAUGUGGAGGAUGUAACCUCAGAGGUCAGUCUACAGUUUUUAGACUCUCUGUUUAGCGGUGAAGGACUUCCAGCCAACACUUCUGUUUCCAUGCGCUGCCAUUGUUUGAGUGACAAAUGACUGUGGAUUUGUUCCCUCAAACCUGUGUUACAACUGCGUUUGCAGGGAUUCUGACGAGCAUAAACUACAACGACAGAAACCCUGUCAGCGCCCACACUUAUGUGUAACAUGUGUUCUGUAUUUAGAUCGACUUUUAUUCCGGCCUUUUCCCUGUGGUGUGGGCUCCUGUUUGACCAGCUGAUUAAUAACGGAGAAAGAAGGCGUACAGCAUGUGAACUGAAUUCAUUUGAGCUGCAGCUGAAGAGUGAUUAUAUUUACACACAUACUAACACCCACUCACUCGCUCACACUUUGAUUGGCCCAUUCAUUUGCGUUCGGCUCAAAAGGUCAAUGCCGUAACCAAGAUAAAUGGAUCUCUCCUGUUUACAGUCUAAUUGAGCCCUAACUGAAGUAUUUCUGCCUCAGCCCGCAUUACUGUGUCAGCGCGUGAAAUGUGAACUUCGAUCGGCACAGAUUGAGCUGGAUUAGGAUCAUCUGAGGGUAAUGUGAUGAUUCGAACAGGGUUAGGCUAAUUUCAGAGGAAUUAAGACUAACCUGUCCAUUCAUAAGGUGAGGAGUGUUAUAAAGACAUUUUAAGAAUAAAUGAGAAUGACUGUAAAAUAGAUUUCAUGGAGCUGUGGAGCUCUUUCUCAUCAUUUUAUUCCUCGUCUCUCUUCUUUAUUUUUGCAAGUAUUUCUGCUCCUCUUUCUUUUCCUUCUAUUGUGUGUCCCAUGUUUUUUUUUCUUCUAUUUAUCCUUUUUUUUCCAUUCCUUUUCUUCCGUCUUUCUGCUCUUCAUAUUUCCUUAAUCAUUUUUCUUUAUUUUCUUCUCCUUUCUUUCCCAUUUCACUUUCCUUUUGACUUUAACUUUAUCUUUCUUUCCUUUACUUCCUUUUCUUAUAUCUUGUAUUUUUUUCCUCCUCUUUCCUUUACCUUCCCUUGCCUCCUUUUUCCUUUCUUUCAUCUUCCCUCAUUUCAUUUUUCCUUUCUUUCAUCUUCCCUCGUUUCAUUUUUCCUUUCUUUCAUUUUCCUUUUUUUUUUUUUUUGCCGUUUUCCUUUUUUAGCCAUCCUCUCUUUCACUCCUCUGUUACUCCUCUUUCUUCUUUUGGUUUUUAACUUACCCCCUUAUUCUUUCCUCAUCCAUACUUUUACAAUCUCUUCUUUGUCUUUUAUCCUUCCUUUUCCUCUCCUCUUUUCAUGUUUUUAACUUUCGCUCUACUAAUUUUUCUGUUUUUAUUUGAUCUUUUUCUUCCUAACCACUAUCUUACCCUUUCUCCCACUUAUGUUUACCUCCUUCUUCUUUUUUCUCUCUUUUCUAUUCCACUUUUGACUUCUUUUAUUCUUUGUCUUUGCUCUGUCUCCUUCCAGUCUUUCUCCUCUCUCUCCCUCUCUCUUCUACCUCUACCUUCACCAAAGUUCUACUUUUUUCGUUUUUCUUUCCUCAAAUCUCAUAUUUUCUCCUCCCUCCCUUUUUCCUCUCCCCCUUUUCUCCCUCCAGUUCCAGAAACCACACGAGCAUUACCCCCCUUUCCGCUUCGGGACGGUCCCAAACGGGAGCACGGAGAGAAACAUCCGCAGUAACUACCCCGACAUGCACACGCACAUGAUGAAAUACAACCAGAAGGGGGUGGAAGAAGCGCUGGAGAGUCUGAAAACCGGGUACAGUUGAACUGACAUUUCGACUUUAUUACAGGAUUAAAUAACAGGUUAUAUUUAACAGAUCAUCCUGUCAGAGGAGACAUUCAACCACAGAUGAUCGUAUUUCAGGUGAUGCUGCAGAGAUUUGAAGCUCUUUGUGUUUGAUCUUCUAUUUUUGAAUUAGGCCAACAUGAUGGUCGUAUUUUUGGAUGAAAACAUCGCAGCUAUUGUUGCUUCAUUUUGUAAAGAAAAGUGCUGUCAAACAUCCUUUCUUUGAAAAAGAAUGAACCCAAAAUACCUCGGGUGAUUUUGCACGUUUUGAUACUACAAACUGUUCACUCUCUUUAUUUUUUGGCUCAUAUUCUUGUACCUGUGUUUUGUUUUUUUUUUGAAAACUUUGCUUUCAGUGACCAGAAACUUUGCAGGACCGAUCGCCUUAGACAGACUAAGGAGACUGUUGAACAGCGAGGAACAGUCUGUGUUAACACUUGGUACUAUCUUAUUAUAAUUAAGAAGAAAUUCAGACAGUAAAAAAAGUAAUUCAGUGUUUGUUGUGGUGGAUUAUCCUCAUAUCUUAAGCGUAUUUAAAGUAGCUGCAAGUCUUUCAACACAAAAAGUACUCGUAUCAGCCUGCAGGUAAAGUGAUUCUCAAGUCUAUAAUUGAAAGUGUUUGUUGGCACAGAUAUUCAUCAAUUGAUGAUCUAAAACAUGACCAUCUUUUUUCCCAGAGGAUCCUUUGAGUGAGAAAUUAUCAGAAAAACAAAAGCGCUCACUCAAACUAAAAGUGGAUUUUAGGUUUGUUAACCAUAAUCAGUUUUAUUCCUCCUGAAAAUUCUUCCAGCAGGAGGUUCAUGUUGAGUGUUUUUUAAAAAAGUCCCCAGAGGUGUGUUAAAGAACUGACAAAAUGUUUCCGCUCUUCUUUGGGUGCAAAGAGAAAGUUCUCGAGUCAAAAAAUAAAUAAAUUUGGCACAUCUGGAUCAGCAGAGUACUUCUUUUAAAGUUUUCAGGGUAUGUGGAACGAGGGAGAAACAUAAACAUGAACUCUGCCUGAGUGAGUGUUCAUCUGUAAAUUUAAGAAGGAGGUAUUUUGCUCUUUGGGGUCCUUAAAUUGUACCUCUGAGGCCUCUGUAGUGAAUUUACCUGAUUUUACCGCUCAAAAAAUCUUGGACUAGCAUCUUUAACAAACCCUUUUCCAACUGGACCGCACUCUAGCUGCCUCUUCUACUGUUGCCGUGCCAUAAACCUUUGUCAUUGUGCUAACCAGUGUUACUCGAUCUGAAAUGACAAAUUAUGGAAUAUGUCUGAUGUCCCUGCUGUCCACCCCUGAAAAAUCUCAGUCCUACCUCCUUACAUGUGGUCAGACGAUGACUUAUUUGUUUGUCAACCCCGUGCAGGAAGCUGGACGCCUUCAUCUAUGAUGCUGCCGUCUUGAACUACAUGGCUGGAAAGGACGAGGGCUGCAAGCUGGUGACCAUUGGCAGCGGGAAAGUGUUCGCCACCACAGGAUACGGAAUCGCUCUGCAGAAGGACUCCCGCUGGAAACGGCUUAUAGACCUGGCUCUGCUUCAGUUCCUCGGAGACGGUGGGCACUCGCACAAGCCCUAUACGAUGCGUCACUCGACCGUGACUACAAACACACGCUCUUAAACACCCCUCUGAUGUGCUGUUUGUGUUUGUGACACAUGGCAUGUGGACCAUGAAAAUGGCAACAGUCCAGUUGAGUGUGUGCAGUAUCAGCAGGGUAAUGGACUUACUGGGAAGAGUUAAUAUCCUGCAGAACAGCAGGAAGUGUUAAGGAUAUGAUUAUCUCCAUCACGCUCACACUCACACUGACACACACACACAUCCAUCCUACCUACGCAUAUACACACUAACACACUCACCAUGAAGGCCUGCGGUGUGGAGUUAAUAUCCUCCCUCCUCUGAGAGCUUAAGAGCAUGCCCUCCACAAACACACAAACACACACAGUCGCACACACACUCUCUCUGAGCUCGCCAUCAUGAUGUAAUAAAUAGUGUGUUUGUGGGUAACAUACGGUAACUGAGUGAUAAAACGGGCCGUGCUCCCUGGAGGCCACUGGGGGAUGGCGCAGCUCAAGAGGUGACCACCUGUUCAGAGACCUGCAGGAGUAUUUCAUGUGGUAAUGACUUGGGCCUUAAGAGCUGUAAAUUCAGCUCAUUUUAAAACUAUCCCGGCCUUAAAACAGCAUUUGAGUUUAAAUGUUUACACAUGGCAGCUGGAAAGAUAAAGAAAAGUGAAAUGUUUCGACUGUGAUAGCUUCAUUUACUCUCAGCUUUAGUCCAAAGGUAGUUACGCUGAAUGACUCAGCGCUUAGUUUUUGCAAAUUUCCUUUUAUACUGGAGUCAUCCUCACCCUGUCGGGAUUCUGACUGUUAGCUGAGAACAUUAGUCGGCUUAUUUGUCACAAUUCACGUCGAAAUGAACAUUUACAUUGAAAGUGUUACGUUGGUUAUGUCCUUCCGCAGAUCGCGGGACAGGAUGGUGGUCCACUUUUCGCUUUUAGAGAUGGUUUAGAUGUUUUGAAAAUUAUAUCACGUUGUGAGUCUGAGUCAUGUUGUUCUACUGAUCUUAUUAUCUUCAUCAGUUUGGUAAAUACAGUGAGAUUCAAUAGUUCUCAGACAAAACUAGCGCCAAAAGAUAGAUUGUAUGAUUUCUAUCCCAGGGAGGGCCUUACCUGUGUUGGACUGUUUAGUUAUUCUCCUUUAAUUCAAAUAUCCAGUGCCACCAUGAACAAAGGUUUUCUACCUGUCAAAAGACAGAUUUUCCUGUUGAGUCUGAUCCUGUUUAAGGUCUCUACCUGUUAAAAGACAGAUUUUCCUGUUGAGUCUUGUCCUGUUCAAGGUUUUUGCCUUCGAAAAGACAGAUUUUCCUGUUGAGUUUGGUCCUGUUCAAGAUUUCUACCUGUCAAAAAAAAGAGUUUCCUGUUGAGUUUGGUCCUGUUCAAGGUUUCUUUCUGUCAAAAGAUAGAUUUUCCAGUUGAGUCCGGUCCAGUUCAAGGUUUCUACCUGUGAAAAGAAAGAUUUUCCUGUUGAGUCUGGUCCUGUUCAGGGUUUCUUUCUGCCUGUUAGAAGGCUGGUUUUCCUUGCCAAGUGUUUCACUCAUAAUGGAAUAAGACUGUAUUAGAGUUUGUCUUGUCUUGAUGUUGGGUCUUAAGAGUUAAGUCUGGACCAUCUGUUUUUGUGAAGUGUCAUUAGUCAUGGAUUGACAUUAUAUUAGUGAAAACUGAUUGAUUUCUGAGGUUACCACCAAUCAUAGUUUUAUAUUCAGCUAAGACAGGUGAUAGUUCUUGGAUAACAUGUCAGGAUAAUGAGGCGCCACUGGCCUAGUAGUCAUGGAGGAUAUGCUUGGAGCUGUCCCCCCUGGUUCGUGUCCUGCCUGUGGCUUCUUUUGUCCCUCCACUCUCUCUCUGUCACACUCUGUCCACUGUACCAUCAUCUCCAAAUUGUCUGUUUUUAUUCCAAACCAUAACUACUGACUGAAUUCUGGAGUUUAAAAUCUCUGUGAGGAAUUAUUUCCCCUGAAAACAUGUUUCAACCAAAUCCAGUCUCACUUGGCGCCCUCUGCAGGCCUGGAGCUCCUCCAUCGUCCUGACUGGAUUUGUGGCAUUUUGCUUUUACCAUCUGUUUUCUUGGUUUAUGAGUCUUUGUCUUUGCAUGUAAAUAAGAAGAAACAAUGGGAAUCUUUUUUGCCUUUACACCAAUUUGCCUUGAGGCCAGUCUGAAACAAACUGUGAGCACAAAAAAUGAUCUGUUAAUCUGUCGCUGCAUCUUAAUCUUUUUUAUUUAAUCUACUAAUCUCUUUUUGUUUUCCUCACAUCCCUCCAGGAGACACGCAGCGCUUGGAGACAGUCUGGUUGUCGGGCAUCUGCCAGAACGAGAAGAACGAAGUGAUGAGCAGUAAGCUGGACAUCGACAACAUGGCGGGUGUCUUCUACAUGCUGCUGGUGGCGAUGGGCCUCAGCCUGCUGGUCUUCGCCUGCGAGCACCUGCUGUACUGGAAACUACGACACUACAUGCACAAGUCCCAAAAAGUGGACUUCAUGUUGGCCAUCAGCAGGGUGAGACUCACUCUUAUUGAUUCAUUCCUUCUUGUGUAAGAACUCAUAAAUCACCUCUUUAAAGCUAAUUGCUUGCUUUUUAAGAUUCGUGCUCCGUCUCAUUGAUUUCUAAAUUGAUGAUAUUGAUUUUAAAGUUCAAUGAGUGAUUGACUGACGGUAAUUAUAUUAGCUCGUUUGAAUGAUUGAGAAAUUGGCUGAUUAGUUUGACUCUAAGUGGCUGGUUGGUUGGCUCAUUUUCUGCUUAAUACGCUGUUUUACAUGAAGUUGCUUUCAUGUGAUGACAAAUUAGAGCGAAUGGCUGUGUAUUUGCAUGUAAUUAAAUGGUGUCGUUAAAAGGCCUUGUUAAGAUAUUAGCUAAAUGGUGCUGCAUUCUCAUUAAGAGUGGGAAGGAGGGAGAAAGAGGAGAGAUAAAGGGGCAAAAGGCAGCACUAAUUCUGGUGUUUACUCAGCUUUUAACUCUGAUUGCUUCAUUUUCGUUUACAAUUAGCUUAAAUCAGCAUCCAGUUUAUUGAUGCUUUUGUGCAGGACGGUGGUUAUUGAGGCAAACAGCCACAGAAAUGUCCACGGACUGCAACCUCUGCUGGGUAAUUACACCACUGUGCCUGGAUGUAGGUUUUUAUCAGAUUAAGGGCUAAAUGACUAUCUAAUCAUUAAUCCGUAUGGGACGGCCCCCAGGGCCAAAUUAAAUUCGUCUCUUUCAGGUUCUCUCAGCCAACUGUAAGGAGAGAGACAGAGCAGUCAUGGGAUUUGGCUCCGUGUUUGUCCAAGCAGUUAGAGACGGUUUCCUCUGCAGGGGACUCCAGGCGUGUGCGUCCGUUUAUUGGGGCAAUCCUCUCAGCUUAAAAACAGUUUCUCUUUGAGUCCCGGGAGAAUGCAUAAUGAAUUUGUGACUAAUUCUCGCCUCGGUGGUAAAAUGAGAUAUUAAUGAAGUUUUUUAACUUAACCGCCGGUGGGGUUUUUAUUAGUAUGGAGGAAGAUCUUCACUUUGAGAUUCACAAAUUGGCUGAAACUCGCCUGUGAAAUUGUCCCUUAAGGACCACUUGAGGUCGAUUCCAGGUUAAACAGUCUGUGGGUAACUAUUGAUUUUACUUCGAAUGAUCAGGGAAUUACACUCCACUUUUCCUCUCCUGUUUCAUUUUCUCUUCAUUCUAGUGGGAGCCUGAAAUUAGUUUUUCACACCUGUAAUUUGAGGAGCAGGUCAGCUCGUGGUCAAUAAAUAAUUCCUGGAUCAUAUUGUUGCAUUUGACAAAGUACAACGACUUAACGGUGUUUUCCAUUUACCUUGGAGGAUGAUUGAGCUUCGAGUAAAGUCACAUUUAAGUGUUCAAGUCAGUAUAUUUGAUUUUACCAGCAGUGCUAGCCAGUGCUUGGUGAUAAGACACACUUUCUGGUAGUUUUGGAGCGAUGGUGUCACAGUUGGCGUUUGUACAAAAGAGGACUCGCAUGCAGACGAUAGUGUUGGGCGGUAUGAACAAAAUUUUAUUUCCUGGUAUGAGUAAUUUCAUAUCACAGUAAUGGUAUAUAUCACGGUAUGUUUUUUUCCCCCUGUAAAUGCAAUUAGUUGCUUAAAAAUAACCAUACUGUCGCAUUUGUUCAUUUUCCUUUUAUUUUUAAACUCAGAUUUGUAUACAAAUGCAAACAAAACAGUCUGGCAAUUUUUUAAUAAUGGCAUACCUUUGGUGAAAGACUCUGCCAAGCUCUUUUGUAUGAGAGGAGCUGCUGCAACUUUGGUUUUUGGUGCAGCAGGUGCACCAUGCAUCUUUUGGCCCCCAUAAUAGAGCUUGGCGUGUUUCAUUUUUAGGUGGUGGAAGUGGUUGCUGGUGUUUCCUCCUCCAGCAAUGACAGCCAGAGGACACUCUUUGCAAAGUAUUGUUUUUUGAUCAUUCCCGGAUUUUCUAAAUCUGAAGAAUUUCCAGACAACCAAUGUUGCGACGCGCUGCUGGACACGCUGGUGGUUAUAGGGAGCGCACCCAAACCCAGCAAAAUUUCUACCGGUAGACACUUUAAUACCGUCACACAGUAUAAACCGUCAUACUGCCCCACACUAGCAGACGAUAGAGGUUUUAUUGGAGAAAAAGCAAAACAAAGAAAACCCAAUGUCCAACAAAACCACACACGACACCGGGGAAACCACCAGGCCACAUGGAUGGGUUGAAGGAUGAUAAGGAGAAAGAACUACCAAAUAAAACAGGAAACACUGAAAACAGGAAGACACACAAAGAGAGCAAAAGGAUCAGGAUGUUUUUCUGUUGUCAGUCUUGUGAGCGCAGUUUUGUUAAGAUUCCGUUUAUUGGUCUUACUGUUGUUCAGCUAACCUCUUCUUACUUCUGCUCAGUCCUCUCUAAUCUUCCUCUGUCUCUUUCUUUGUCUUCCUCUUCCGUCUCUCAGGGUAUUUACAGUUGUUUCAACGGUGUGGAGGACACUGGACAUAAAUCUGGUUUGGCCAAACCUGAUCUGACCUCUAACUACGCUCAGGCAAACAUGCUGAAGAUGCUUCGCACUGCCAAGGACUUGGUCUCUACCGCCAACGUGGAGACCUCUCUGGACAACGCCACCAAGACCAUCGAGCAUUUGAGCCGUCAUGGUGGCAGUUUGCCAGUUCGUGUGCCACCGGUCGCCACAGAGACUGUACCGGGAGGAUUUGCCUACAUCACAGAGAAUCACUGUUCCGCACUCCCCCAGCGCUCCCUCACUCCUCCUCUGACCGCGGUGAACUCUCUGAAACUGCAGCGAGGGAUGACCAGGCCGACGCCGCUGCGCUACACGCUUCCCACUCACUCCUCCUCGUGUCUGUAUGAUCGGCAGCUUCCUGUAUCCAGCCUGAGCAGCCCUCAUCUUGCCGUGAGCGAACCGCUUCCUCAUCAGCACCCGCAUCACUACCAGACCACCGGGCGACUCUACGUUGACACCCACUCACCCUUCAUACCUUACACUGACCUCCAGCUUCCUGACAUCUACACCUCUCAUCCGGUGUCCUCACCUCAGAGCCAAAACGUCCAAGCGGCCUUCUCCAGGCGGAAACGGAGGUCCAAGAGUUUCCAGUAUGACGAGGGGGACUCAGAGAGGAGGUCACACAGGGACCAGGACAAGAGUGAUAAAAGUCCGGUCUUCCUGAGUGAACUCAAAGCCAACCACCUCCAAGAAAACCACAUCUCUGCCCCGAGUGUUGAAAGCAUCUACCCUGGAGAAGGGAUGAGUCCUCGAGUGGAGAACUACGGCUCUUGGCCUCCGGAGGACCUCGUGCUCAGAGGAAGACGCAGGCACCGCCGCCCUUCUUUCCUCAAAGCGACUUGGGGCAGCGAGCAGAUGCGCCAGCUGGACGAAUCCCAGUCAUCCUUGUCGAGCCAGUCCCCAUCCACCCUGCCAGACCUGUUCCCGUGCAUCGUUACACCAACCGCGGCCACAAAGCCCUACAACCCCGCCCACCUCCGAAACAACCUGUGCCUCCCACGGAACCAGGCCUACCUCCACAUAAGGGAGGACCAGAGGAGGCCCAAUGGGCGCAAGGGUCAGAAGCUGCGCUACUCCCACUCCACCCACCUCCCCACAUACGGAGAAGCAGUGCGACAGGGGACUGGGUUGGGACGGGGGAUGGUACGGAGAGCCACGAGCUUGCUCAGCAGACAGUACGCCCACUACCUGAACUCAUACCCUGGAUUACCCUUGUACCACGGCCCCUUGGACCUGCGGCACCACAGCCAGGCCUCUGGAAACCCGGUGUGCCAGCUGCUGGCUUGUGGUGGAGGGGGGUGUGGAAGCCAGAGAGCUUUGUUGUACCAGGACAGCGUCUACGGGGCAUACGGGGUCUAUCAGGGAUCCCAGACUGGAUCAGAGGUCCAGGUUCAGGGGGCUGGGGUACAGCCAACAGGGAGCCCCUGUGUACUUCGACCAUGGCGACGGGUAUCCAGUCUUGAGUCUGAGGUCUGAUGGGGAACCAGAAGGAUUUUGUGAAAUGGAUAUUGUGGAGUAAACGAGGGAAAGACCACAGAGGGGGUUUAGUGGUCGGAUUUCUAAGGGGGAAAGUUGUGAUUUGAAGUUCUUGUGGAGUUUCUGUGUGACUUUGUGUGGUAAAGAUAAGAAGUUUGGCUCUACCAACUGGGACUUACCUUAUGUACUCUACAGCGAGAAUUGAAGACUGCACUGUUAUCCUCGGUAGAGCUGUGGAAAGCUGGAGUCGGCAGGUUUUACUCACUUGCUACUUUCCUACGACAACGCUUGUCUGUUUUAUCUGUGCUUUAAUGUGCACUCAGAGUUACAACAGUCCACAGUGUUGGCGCAUGGUUAAGCUAUAACCAGAGUUUUCAUGCUGUGUUUGUCGUGUAUAUUUAAUCGUGGAUGGUCGGAGUCCGGUCUUGGGUGUCGUGAAACGUUUACAGCUCGGGAGAAACAGCGAAAGGAACACGGGAUUGCGUCCUUAAAUACAGCCACCAAAAACAAGUAGCAACUGUAGCAAGAUUUUUAAAGACAGCUGUGACGAACAUGUGAAGAGUUUAAUUCCAAAAAAAAAGUAAUCAAUAUUAAACCACUUUGUCUCCAGAUACAGAAGAGCAGCAGUUUUCUAGGAUGAAAUAAUCAUUUUGAGACAUCUGUUAAUGAAUUUCAGGUACCUUCUUUAAAGAUUUAUAAUGUUUUGGAGCUAAACCCUUCAAGUCUUGGUGAUUUAGUGAUGAGUCAGAGACUUUUGAGUAAGGAGUCCAUAUGAACACAAUCUGCUCAAUGAUGAAAGUAUUUGAACAGCACUGUCCAGCACAAGGUGUCUUAAUCCAUGGAUUCUUGUUCCUCCCUGAGUCUCAGUACGAGGCUCCAGUACAGCACAAACCUCACACAGGGCCUCACAUUCAAUCCAUUCUGCAUCUUAAUACUAUAUCAAUAUAGAGAAAAUGUGUUAUUUCAGGCUGGUUAGUGUCAUAUUCAUGUAUUCUGCAUAUGAUAGGAAUUUAUAGUCACUCUUAAAGUUUUCUAAUCACACUUCUGGCACAUUUUUUCUUUCGGUUAAGCUGUUGCGGAUUUACUGAAACAUGUGUUAUUACUCUAUUAACUCAGAAAGAUUGGCCUAUAUUCAGUUGGCCUAUAUAAAAUUUUCAUCACUUUCUCUUUUCCACUCUUUUAUAUUCCCUCCCCAUUCCCUCAAACUGUUAUAUGAUCAAAACUAAAUGAGGUAUUUGAAAGCUAUUCUAGUAUCUAUAUUACCUGGCUCCCUCACCCUGUAAUUAAUCACUUAGAUCAAUUAAAGAGCCUUUUUGGAUGAACAUG